AUUUUAAAUAAUACUAAUUAUGCGAGACAAUUUUAAAUUUAUGAAGUUGAAUUUCCAUUUUCAAGCAUACGGGAAGUUCCAUAACUAUCGUUUGUUGUUUGUUAUCAAAAUAUGAUUCCCCCUCCCUCACUGAUUCCCCCAUCACGCCUAACUCAACAUUUCUCCUGUAGCGUAGCCACUAUUUUUUUAUACUCUUUUUACAACUGGUAUUCUGUGCGUACCAGCAGCCCACCUUAAACCAUCAUUUUGGUAAGUAGGCAUAUUUAAUCAAUUUUCAAAGAGCUGGGCAGGAACUAUCUGACUAUGAUUCUGAUUCUAUUAUUAUUAUUUUCUAUCUAUCAUGAGUCAUACUUAGAGAUAGAUUCUAUCAACCACUGUUUUUAACAAUACUCAUGACUCCUACUCAUAUAUUAUAUUAUAUAUAAUGAUAAGUAAUUUUAAUUUUUGUUAUUGUUAAGUUAGACUAUAUUGUAUGUAGUAUGAUAACCCGGCCCUUUGUGAAUGUGUGUUACUAUGUUCUAUUAUUAUUUUGUAGUAUGUAUCAGUAUCAGUACAGUGUACAGUAUCAUAAUCUAAAUCAUAUAGUUGCUAGUUACAUGUCAUUGAUGUAGCCUACUAUCAUCAUUUACUAUGACUAAACUGCUGGACCAUUCUUACCAAACUUAUAAACCCACUAUGACUAUACUAAACUAUAAAUAAAUUAUAAUUUAUUGUUAAAUUAUAAUUUAGUAUCAGAGUACUAUUACUAAUCAAUCACUGUACGGUACUAAGAAUAAGAGCUAUCUAUUAAUCGGUAAUAUCUUAAUAAUUUUUAUAUAAUAUAUUAUAAUAUAUAUUAAAUAUGUAAUUGUAAUGUAUAUUAAUUUAUUGCACUAAAAUAUAUGAUUACCAAUCGGUAGCCAAUCUAGUCUCCAGCCAUAUGAAUAUGAUUGACUACUAUUCAUCAUAGUGGGGAUUUAAUUAGGCUAUAAGUUUAAGUAUAGGCCUAGCCUACUAAUAUACUUUACUAUUAAUUAUAUUAAUAGACUAUAAACCAGAUAUCUAACUAAGGCCAGCGGUGAGAUACGGCCCGAUAGAAGUCCUAAAAAUUAAUCAUAAUCUUGACCGCUGUAGCUAUGACAAAUAUGGUGGGAACAUAAGACCAUCAUCUAAUUUAAUUUGAAUUUGAGCCAAAUGCAAAAGCAGGCCCAUACAAACUCAAAAAUGCCAACCUGUGGCAAAAAAAGAACUGAAAUGAAAAAAAAAAAACCAGGUCAAUGCAAAAAGAAUGUGCCAUUUACAUGUUUUUGUAAAGUUUCUGUUUUGGAUUCACUACCUUUGUUUUUGUCACUAGAGUUAAAUUUUCCUUCAUAUGACUAUGACCAUGGUAUGUUUUUAAUAAAAAAAUUUUUGGUUGAUUAAUUAUAAUUCUAAAAUUUCAUUGGUUGGGUAAUUAUAAUAUUUUAAUUUUUCCACCAUAUUUGAAAAUGGAUUAUUGCAUGACGGCAUGGUAUUUUAUUCAUUUUCUGGUUAUUCUUUUCGGUGGAACAUGAAAUAAAGUGUGUAAAAGUGUAUUCUAUGAAACUGUAUGUUGGGUUUUCAUUAUUUAUUUAUUUUAGAAUUUUUUUUUUUUAUUGUUUUUCUUCAUUUUUUAGUUUUCUUACCAAAAUGUAAAGCUUCAUCCAUACAAGUGUUUUUUACUUGAGGCUUUAGGGCUAGUUUUACGGUUUGGAAUACAUUUAGGGCUCAGUUUAGGUUUAUGAAUACAUUUAGUGUGCAGGUUAUGUUUAGGGAUAGAUUUAGGGUUCAGGUUAGGUUUAGGGAUACAUUUAGUGAUUUAGGGUUCAGGUUAGGUUUAGGGAUACAUUUAGUGAUUUAGGGUUCAGGUUAGGUUUAGGGACAUCUUUUCAUUAAAUUUUAACGUUUUAUUCCUAAUUUUACCAGAGGGAAGUUAUUUUAUUUUUCCAUGGCCGUCAUCUUGGUUGCCACAACCCAUGAACCCAUUAAAGUCCACGGGUCGCAGCAACCAAGAUGACGACCGCGUGAUACGCCGUGGCGCAUUCUCUUUGUAUUUACCAAAAACCACAACUGCAUGAAAAAAUUUACAGACAAAGAAAAAAACAAAUGUGUUAAAAAAAAGUAUGACUUAUCAUUUUUUUCAUCAUUUAAAAAAAUAUUUUGAGUGCAUGAUUGAAUAAAAAAAUGAGAAACCUCCCAUUCACUGCGUACAUUUUAGCAUGUAUAUAUCAAUCAUAAAUGGCAGAAUAAAUCACAUCUUUUAAAAGAAAAUAGCCUGUUUUCAAUUGCAUAAAAUUAAGCCAUGCCAUUUUAAUAAAUAGGAAUGAUGACUUAUGCAAGUUGUUGAUUGAUAUUACUAUUAAAUAUCACACAAGCUGAUGUUUAAAUGUGGUUAACCACUCAAAUCAGUUAUUACAGGCUACAGUAUCUUAGUAUUAACAAAUGAUAUCAAUGAAAUGUGGUGUUUCUAAUUUUAUAUGGCCUUGUCGAUUCUCAAUGUGUUCAUUUUGAACAGACCAAAAAGAUUUAAGCUUCUUGUUGUCCAACUUUGAAUUCUAAAUCCAAUGAAAAACCUUACAAAAGCCUGUACGGCUAUACAACUUGGCAGAUGUAUAAAAACCGUACAAAGUAUGGGCAAUUCAUACAGAUUGGAAUGUAUAAAUAAUUUCCCUUGAAAUACUAAUUACUUUAUUUUUAUUAAAAUUUUUCAUUUAAAUUAUUUUUUUCCCCCCAGGUUUUUUAAAAUUUAAAUUAAAAAAAGAUUUUUUUUUUUUUGCACUUCAAAUAAGAUAUGUGCAAUGUGCUGAGAAAUUUGUUCAUCUAUUUAAAACACUACUGCCUAUGCCUAUAUUCUUUUCUAUAGACCAGUGGUCCUCAAAGGUGGCCCCUGGAUAUAUAUAUAAUAUACUAUUAAUCAGCUUUUGAAGCCAUUCCUCGCUGAGGUAUUUUAAAAAUAUUGUUUACUCUGAUGCAGAAAUUAAAUAACUAAUUUUAGAUUAUUGAACGUUUCAAACAUUAAAAGUAUUGUCUCUGAUAGGCCCCUAGGCAGUUGAAUUUUGCCCCCCCCCCUUUUUUUUCCCUCAAAAAAAUUAUACCUUAAUGUCACAUCAACAGUGGCGUAGCUAGGGUUGCUGACGCCCAGAGAGGGGUAAAGCUUUUUGCCACCUCCUUUCAAGUGAAAAAAUCUUUACAGUUGGCCUAAAAUGCUGCCCCUCAAAAUAAGGGAAAAAAAAGUGUGGCCCAGAGCAGACUGCCCCCCCCCCCCCCAAAACCCUUCCCCCGCUGCAUACCAGUUGCUGGUACGUGUAACUAAAACUUUUUGUUUAAUUUGGUGGGUUGGGGUUCUGGAAGGGGUUAUGGGGAAAAUUUUCAUAAAUUCAUAAAUGCAGGGAUGCAUUUUGGCACAUACCUUAAUUUAGUUUUCAUCAUAAAAUUAUGUGCUGUCUUCUUAAUUAACUUUAUCUUCGUUUGUUAUGUAGUACACUUUUCCCGUGCUUGAACUUUGUUUCACCCCACAUUAGAUCCCUAGCAGACGGUAGCAUUUGUUGUGGGCGUGGCUUAGUCUUUGAUGUAUCUUGUUUACUACAGGUUUCCAAUUAAACAUGGUUAGUAGGUCUACUAGUAUCUUGUCGAAGGUCCUCAGUUGUAUUGGAAAAGUAAGGGCGUUUCUAGACGCGUCGGUAGACCCACAUAUUUAAGGGAUUGACAGGCACAGAGAGGGACGGAGAUUGAUAGGUAUUUUUAACUUCACGAGACGUGUAUUAUUCUUUGUGUACUUAUAUGUGUUUAUUCGCAUUGAUCAUUCAUCAUUAUUGAUUGUCACAUUGUACUAACUGUGUUAACUGUGUACCGGUUCAAGAUCGACCAUACUGUAAGUUGAUGAUUUGUAAUGAUAUUUCUUUUGUUUUGUAGUUGUAUUAUUACUAAAUUGAAUCGAAUUAAUUGUAAUUGGUACUGUUUGCGUACUUUUGUUAUUUUAUUUUUCUAUGGUAUCGUCCUUUGUUAGGAACUGUUUGAACGAGCCAUAAAUUUAAAAUAGGAGAUUAAUUUCUCACAAGAGAAGGCAGUGCGUAAUACGUUGCUAGAGAUAUACAAUGCCCUCCCCCCCCCCCCCGCCCCCCCCAGUUUNCCCCCCCCCCCCCCUCCCCUACCAUUUUUUUAAAGGAGCCAUCCGAGCGGGCCCCCCCCCCCCCCCACACACACACACUUUUCCCUACGCUAGGGAUAUAGGCCUGUUUACGAAAAGGUAGGAUAAUUUACGAUUUUGAGUCCCAUGAGGCUAUUGCCUGGGGUGGCCACCCAGUAGACCCCAACCUCCUUUUGUUUCACAUCUUUUGGUCCCUUGGUCGCUGACCCACUUAAAAUAAAAAGUACAAUGCCAGCUAUCCACCCCAGCUGUCGUCAAAAGACGACAUUCUCUCAAAACCCUACAUUUGACGCUGUCUGUCUAAGGAAACGUUUACUGGACUUGUUUUCUUCGGUGUGGUCUCACGGGGCUUGCAAACCCAUUUAGUUCCAAAUAAUGUUUCCCGUGCUGCCAGUGCAUUGGAACUUUUCACUAGCAAAUUUCCCUUUUAACAUUUUUAGUAUCGCGUAUCACCCUUUUUUUUUUUUUUUACCCAGUGGAAGGUUUUAAUGUAUUUGCCUGCUGCCUCUUUUAAAGCUUUAACUUUUAAUCAAGCAAUGUAAUCUGAUUUUUGGGGGGUCUCAUUUUCCCUGUUCUCAGCCAGUGCAUUGGAACUUUUCACUAGCAAAUUUCCCUUUUAACAUUUUUAGUAUCGCGUAUCACCCUUUUUUUUUUUUUUACCCAGUGGAAGGUUUUAAUGUAUUUGCCUGCUGCCUCUUUUAAAGCUUUAACUUUUAAUCAAGCAAUGUAAUCUGAUUUUUGGGGGGUCUCAUCUUCCCUGUUCUCACAUGACGACAGUAGCUAAAAGGCCGUCCUUUGAUGAAUAUUAGCACAGGAAGACUUUUAUUUUUUUUUUCUCCCCUUACUUAUUUUUCUUCCCCACCUCUAUAAAUAAUUUUUAAAAAAUUGAUAGUUAGACUUUUCUCAAGAUCACAUUAAUAAAAAAAAAAAAAGAUUCUUUGUCGCGAGGCCCCUAAUGGCACGGGAGCCCCUGAAAGGUGCCGGGUCCUUAGGCACAUGCAUCAUUUGACUUUAGGUUAAUCCGGAACUGGAGUAUGGUAUGUCACACAAUUUGCUUUUAGUGCCACAGGAGAUGGUAACAAAUUUGAGACCGCGGCGGUCCUGUUCACUCUCAAUCACUUUUAGUUCAGGGACUCCCGACCCCCGAGUAAUAAUUUGAUUAUAUGCCCUUGAUUUGGAUGACUCAUAAUUGAAAUAAAAACAACUCCAAAAAACCGAAUAUAGUGUUACCCCUCAUCACUGUAUACGUUCUUAUGGUAGAGAGGGAUUUUAACCAGAACUUCAUUUUCACCUGUUACCAGGAAAAGGGGGGGGGGGGGUGAUUCACGUGGGGAGUGGGCAAAUUGAGUUGCCACCUGGUUCAGUCUACCUGCCCCCCAACGUUCUUAUGGUAGAGAGGGAUUUUAACCAGAACUUCAUUUUCACCUGUUACCAGGAAAAGGGGGGGGGGGUGAUUCACGUGGAGAGUGGGCAUAUUGAGUUGCCACCUGGUUCAGUCUACCUGCCCCACUCUGUGUGUGUGUGUUGGUCCAACUGGGGGACUAGGCCCCACUUAUAUUGAGGAUUGUUAUCAAUGUCGCCUCCCACGUGUAGGUCUAUUUAAAGGAACAUUGACACACCUCGGUGUGUACAUAGUCUUCGGCAAAGACAUCCAGUGAGUUGUGUGGAAAGUUUUGUUUUAAAAGUUGUUUCACUCAUUGUGGACGGUGCGGGCCCGCCUGUUGGGAAAGAAACGAUUUGUUCAAUCAUGGACGCGGUGGAUUCUUAAGUUGGUGAGCGCUCUUUUAAAAAAAAACAUGCUUAUUUGAAAAUACAUCUGAAUUAAGUCCAAUUCAUAACAUGUAUUUGAUGUGCUACACAUGUGUUUACAGUAAACAGAAGCUACAUUGAAGAGCCGUCGUUCUUUAGAAAUGUCCAUUUCCAGUGUACCAAGGCUGGCGCACUAUUAGGCAAAGAUGUGCUAUCGUCAAUUAUAAGUGUUGAUUUAUGCAUGACUCGUGGUCCAAUAGUUAUUUACGGAUUUGCUCGAGAGCUCCAGCACAGCUGUUCACUCUGGUUCAUUAACACAUGGCUCAGUGAGUUGUAGAUGACGUCACAUCUGUUUAAUGACCCUGCGGACUGCACCAUUUUAAAACUUUUUUUUAUUGGCAUCCAUAUUAGUCAGUCUGGAUAUUCAUGUUAGUUGCCACAACAGAGUUGCAUAUGUAGCCUUAGUGGUGGCGUUGUUAAUGUCAUACAUACUGGCAGUUUAUCAGCAGUGGGUUGUCGACAAAGAAAAGAUCCUAAGAUAAUUUCAGGCUCUCAUAACGUGUUCCAUCAGUUGUAUCAAAUCUCAACCAUAGCUCGGAUCACUCCGAUAUUAUGAAUUGUUGUAGACAUUCUCGAAUGUGAUUUGUAUAUAUUUUCUCUCUUGAGGCCUUUAAAUUAAAAUGCACCAGGAGGAUAGGUCCACUCUGAUUAACUUCGCUAGAAAUUGAGCUGGGCCGUUAAGUUUUGUGUUUAUCACAGCAGGCUCAAGUCUUUAUUUUCUAUGAUGAACACUAGGUAUGGAGCUCUUAACCUUCUCGAAAUGCUGCACCAACUCUUUAUUACAAAACAUCAUUCCCACAGCCAGGGACGGCAUUUUCCCCCCCCCUCCCCCCAAGUUGUAGUUUUUAUUUAAAUUGCUAUGUACUGUGGCGCCUCCAGUAACACCCUAACGAGCCGACCAAGUUUUGGUUUUUGCCCCCUCCUCACCCCCCACCCCCGGAAAAAAAUCUGAAAAUGACGCCCCUGCCCACAGCCCCACGAUAAGAGUGCUACUCAAAAAUGGAAAUAAACCAAAUUUUCUGAGUGGUCCCGCAUCCCCUGACCACCAGGAGGUGGUCCCGCAUCCACUGACCACCAGGGGGUGCGGGCGUCCCGGUUUAAGUAAACAUGCACUAAGCUGCUGUCUAAUAUAGUCUAAUUAAAUGUCCACCAUGAUUGCCCUAGCAUAGAGUUGGCUCAAGUCUUUGUGUUUAUCCUACUGCUGGGGGUGGGGGGUCUUGUAAACAUUCUCAGUAGACAAUAUCACUUGCUGAUCAUAACCUAUUUUUAGUUCAAAGGAACAACCGGAUCAAAGGACAAUGCUUCCAGCCUCCAUUCCUAACCUUCACUGCGAUUACUUAACACCCGACAUCACUUACUGCCAUCCCGAACUUCCACAGCCAUUAUUGCAACACCUGACAUCAAUAACUUCCGCUGCCCUCACUGAGCUGAACACCUGACCAAAUAAACCCAGCACCCCCCCCCCUUGCAACAUCUUACAUCAUCAAAACAUAAUUAAAAAAGCCACACUAACAUUUAUCCUUUUAUUCAUUUUACGAGAAGGGCCGCAGAUGACAUUCUAAAUAUGGAGUUUUAGUGUGGGCUGCCGAUAAUAUUUUAAAUACCGUAUAGGGUUUUAGUAAGGCCUACCCAGGGGCGCCUAUUCCCCCUGAGUGGUGGAAGCCACCCCCCCCCUUCCCGGGUCUUUGGACUUGGUAAAUUCUGUGUGUGGGUCAUUUCAGUCAUAGGUAUUGAUAAUUUAAAGGGAGUUCACAUCUUAAAUACAAAAAUUUAGUUAAAAACUGUUAGAACAUUGUUGCAGGGCCGGCGCUAGGGGAUGGCGAAGUGGGCGGCGAGGGCCCCGCGCGUUGCCAUAGUAUAUGUAUAAUAUACCUAAGCCUACUAAUAGUUCCUAAUCCAGUCAACAGAAUAUUCGGAAUUAUUAGAUGGCCAAAUGGUCUGAAGGUCAAUCUGGCUCCCUACUAUCUAUAACGUGUUUUAAUAUCCUAUCGGCGUCAACGGCCCCGCAAAAUUCAAUUUGCCCAAGGCCCCGCACCCUCCUAGCGCCGGCCCUGAUUGUUGACUAUUGAAUAAUAAUGUUGAUAACAAUUAUAAUUUCGCUUCUAGCUCAAUAAUUCUUUUUAUUUUUCGGCAAUUAAAAUGAUACAAUCCUGAGAUAAUAUUAAAACAUGCAUUUUUAGGUCUACAUUUUUUAAAUUAAGGUCUACAUUUUUUAUUUAGGCUAUAAAUCUUCAAACUCACAUUUUGGUUGUUAGACUGACUCUAAAUAAGGGGUUUUCGUAAGGCCCACCUAUGACAUUCUAAAUAUGAGCUUUUAGUAAGGCCCACUUAUUAAAUUCUAUAAAUCGGGCUUUGUUAAGGCCCACCUAUGAAAUUCUAAGUAUGGGGUUUUAGUGGCAUGUAUUUAGAAAUUAGUUCCUCAUGCCCCUAUACCAAGAUCGUAAAAAAAAAAUUAUUAAACCAAGCCCGGGUUUUGAGCUAUAACAUCUCUGCUCUCUGAAAUGUAUGCUCCACAGUGUUAAAACAACUUUCUAUUUAACGUUUGAAACAUGUAAAUACUUUAACUCGUCUGUGCGUUUAAAAUGAACGCUGAAAGUCAAGGGAAAGAUGCGGGGUUUCCUUGUCGAGGGGGUGGAGCAUGGGAAAGCCGUGCUGAUGGAAGUGUGGAAAGAGCGUGCUCACGAAAAGUGCUGUACAAAAUGGUAACACCGUUCGUAACAGUGCUUUUUUAAUUGGGAAGAUCAUGGUCUUUGGAAUAACCAUAGCAUCUCAUUUCUGCUGAAAUCAGACCUACGUUAUGUGAGUUAUAAAAAAGGUAACCCCAGCCAAAAAAAAAAAAAGAGCAUAUCUCUAUGCCAGGAAAUGCACUCGAAGAAGGGGAGGCCUUCACACACUUCGGCAAUACCUUUGACAUUAAUGGUGGAUACGAAGUGGAUGUCAGGGCUAGAAAUCGGAAAGACUAUAUCAGUAUUUGUACGGCUAAAGAAAAUAUGGGAGUCAAAGGAGCUGACUCUGCAGAUCAAAGUCAGAAAUUUCAACACAAAUGUCGAAACAGUCCUACUCAAUCGAGCUGAAACGUAGAGAAGAACAGCGAGCAUCACGCAGAAAGUACAGACCUUCGUAAAAAUUUGCCUUUAAAAGAUCCUGAUCAUCAAAUGGUCAAACACCACCUGGAAAGGACAUACCAGGAACCUAUUGCUGAAGACAUCAUAAUGAAAAGAUGGAGGAGGAUAGGGCACACUCUUCGCAAAGCCCCAGUUUAUCACCAGACAAUACCUAACAUGCAAUCCACCGGGAAAAAGAAAGAUAGGAAGGCCUAAAGAAUACACGGAGACGCGAGUUGGCGGCAGACACACACAGUAUGAGAUACACCUUGGAAGCCACUGGAAAGGAUCUAAAUCAGGGGUCGGGAACCUUUUUAUCUGAGAGAGCCAUGGACACCACAUAUUUUGAAAAGUAAUUCUGUGAGAGCCAUAUCCUCCUCAUCCUCAUGUCCCUUAGUCCUUGGACCGUUGGGGCGCCAAAGAUGACAUGUGAACCAUCCUCCUCCAUCCCUCUCUGUCUUCAGCACUACGCACUGCAUCGCCCAGUGUUAGUCCUGACCACUCUUUGAUGUUAUCCUCCCUUUUUCUUUGUCUUCCUCUUCAUCUCCCUCCUCUUGUGGUGCCAUAUACGUUAUGUUUAAAACUAAAAAUUCAAGAAAAUGUGUGCAUUUUGUGUAAUUUCAACACUAAAAAUGCAAUAAAUAUGCCUGUGAAUUCCUUUUAAUAAAAUUGUUAUGCUGUUGCUAAUCUAUCAUGAGUAUUUCUUACCAUUAACGCCACUUUUUUUUUUUAAUAUUCGAACAUUUGUCUGCGAGCCAGAUGCAGCCAUCAAUAGAGCCACAUCUGGCUCGCGAGCCAUAGGUUCCCGACCCCUGACCUAGAUGAAAGGAACAUUUUUGUAGACGGCCUAUAUGGCCCAGACGAGGUAAAAGGCAUAGUAAGUAAUUCAGUUGCCUUUCCCCAUAACUUUAAACGACAGUCAGCCCAAACACUUCCUCAUCGAACUUCCACGAUGCUGAUAAAAAGGGAAUGAGUGAUUCGCACUAAGCUCGAAGACUGAUUAUACCAACGGACAACCGUAGGAUAUGGUUGGUUUGUUGUUGUUGUUUUGGCCACACAGUAACCGAAUCAGUUACUGAGAUGUGCGACGACACAAUGAGAUGUGCAUCAUUGACGUGUGACAAGACACAGUGAGAUGUGCAGCAUUGACGCGUGACAAGACACAGUGAGAUGUGCAGCAUUGACGCGUGACAAGACACAAUGAGAUGUGCAGCAUUGACGUGUGACAAGACACAAUGAGAUGUGCAGCAUUGACGCGUGACAAGACACAAUGAGAUGUGCAGCAUUGACGUGUGACAAGACACAGUGAGAUGUGCAGCAUUGACGCGUGACAAGACACAAUGAGAUGUGCAACAUUGACGUGUGACAAGACACAGUGAGAUGUGCAGCAUUGACGCUUGACAAGGCACAAUGAGAUAUGCAACAUUGACGUGUGACCAGACACAAUGAGAUGUGCAGGAUUGACGUGUGACAAGACACAGUGAGAUGUGCAGCAUUGACGCUUGACAAGACACAAUGAGAUGUGCAGCAUUGACGCUUGACAAGACACAAUGAGAUGUGCAGCAUUGACGUGUGACAAGACACAAUGAGAUGUGCAGCAUUGACGUGUGACAAGACACAUUGAGAUGUACAGCAUUGACGUGUGACAAGACACAGUGAGAUGUGCAGCAUUGACGCGUGACAAGACACAAUGAGAUGUGCAACAUUGACGUGUGACAAGACACAGUGAGAUGUGCAACAUUGACGUGUGACAAGACACAGUCAGAUGUGCAGCAUUGACGCUUGACAAGACACAAUGAGAUGUGCAACAUUGACGUGUGACAAGACACAAUGAGAUGUGCAGCAUUGACGUGUGACAAGACACAAUGAGAUGUGCAGCAUUGACGCGUGACAAGACACAAUGAGAUGUGCAGCAUUGACGCGUGACAAGACACAAUGAGAUGUGCAACAUUGACGUGUGACAAGACACAAUGAGAUGUGCAGCAUUGACGCGUGACAAGACACAAUGAGAUGUGCAAUAUUGACGUGUGACAAGACACAAUGAGAUGUGCAGCAUUGACGCGUGACAAGAUACAUGAGAUGUGCAGCAUUGACCUGUGACAACACACAAUGGAAUGUGCAGCAUUGACGCUUGACAAGAUAGAUGAGAUGUGCAGCAUUGACCUGUGACAACACACAAUGAAAUGUGCAGCAUUGACGCUUGACAAGAUACAUGAGAUGUGCAGCAUUGGCGUGUGACAACACACAAUGAAAUGUGCAGCAUUGACAUGUGACAAGACGCAGGUAAUACAUGUCACCUGGUCCCGUACCUCACCCACGCAUCAAACGUAACCCCACUCUUGUCAUGAAACUUUUUUUUUUUCAAAUUUAUCUUGAACCGUUACAUUUUGAUACACUUAUGCCGAUAUUUCUUGGGACAUUGUCUUUGUUAUUUUCCAGGGAAAAGAUAACAGUGUUUAUUCUAGGCGACUGGGUAGUGUUCCGGCUGUAUAAUGUCCUGGGUAGUGUUCCGGCUGUAUAAUGUCCCGGCGCCGGCUUUCCAAUGAUUUGUUACGGUUUAUAUAAAUAACGGGGGGGGGGGGGGGGGGGGGGGGGGGGGGGGGGGGGGAAAAAAAAAAAAAAAAAAAAGGGGGGUGGUCGCAAAACAAAAAUAAAAAAAGUGUGGGGGGGGGAGGGGCUUCAACAGGAAGCCCUGGAUGUUUCAAAACUGUCUUAAUGUGGUCUUUGAUAAACCGCACGGUCGUUUGUUUCCAAGACUGUCUUCAUAGGGUCUCUGUCACGCCAUUUAAUUCUACCCAUGCACUUAAAUAUUUUUUAAAAAGUUUAUGCUCUCAGUAAAUGAAAAAGUUUAAUACGGCCAUGUUUUGAAGAUGAAUUAAUCGAUGAGUCAUGGACGAGUGACCGCCAGCGUGCGGAUUUCGCCUAUUGUUUUUUUGAAAUAAAAAAAACCAACAACAACUUGACCAACGCAUCUGAUAUCAAUAGAAUGCCCACCUGCACUUGGAUAAGUGUGAAAUAACGCACAACAGGAAUUUUGAUGAACUAAUUAAAAAAAAACAGCAGUGGCCAAACGAAUAUUUAAGUAUGAACCGAGUAUCUGAAGGGAGUCAAACGAUACUUUGUGUGUGUGUACAACAUGUCCAAGUGUGUAACUGGGAUGGUGUUGGACAGCAGGUUCAUUUGAGUAACUGGGAUGGUGUUGGACAGCAUGUUCAUUUGAGUAACUGGGAUGGUGUUGGACAGCAUGUCCAAUUGUGUAACUUGGAUGGUGUUAUACAACAUGUCCAAUUGUGUAACUUGGAUGGUGUUAUACAACAUGUCCAAUUGUGUAACUUGGAUGGUGUUAUACAACAUGUCCAAUUGUGUAACUUGGAUGGUGUUAUACAACAUGUCCAAUUGUGUAACUUGGAUGGUGUUAUACAACAUGUCCAAUUGUGUAACUUGGAUGGUGUUAUACAACAUGUCCAAUUGUGUAACUUGGAUGGUGUUAUACAACAUGUCCAAUUGUGUAACUUGGAUGGUGUUAUACAACAUGUCCAGUUGUGUAACUUGGAUGGUGUUAUACAACAUGUCUAAUUGUGUAACUUGGAUGGUGUUAUACAACAUGUCCAAUUGUGUAACUUGGAUGGUGUUGAAUUGCUAACAUGUUUGAAACCUUCUCAAACUUUCAUGGGUCACUUAAUUUUGUUUACCUGUAAUUAUUUGCCAACUAGCAUUGGUUAAAAAAAAAUAAAUUACCGUAUUGACGUGGUGUGUUUAAAAAACAACAACUAUUAUUUUAUAUUCAACUAGAUGGUACGUCAUGUGGUGUCCAUCUCCAAUUCCAGCAGCGGUCGGGGCGGUGCUGCGACAAUGAACAAAUAAUAUAAUAGACGCCCCAAUAAAGGCAAUGCAAAGUAUGGGCCAACACGCGUCUCAACAUACAAAACAACAACAACAACAACAACUUGCUGUUGGUUUGAUCUCAGGAAAGAACGGUUAUUUGCAAUAACAGGGUGGGCAACUCUGACGCCAUCGAGUUAAUGUGGGUUGUAUACGUGGCAAUAAAUCUGCUUUUUGAUUUGCUCCAGUCCUUCUCGUGUGUCAUUCAAAUUACAGGACCGUCUAUCUCGGGGGGAGCCAUUAGUGUCACAGCACCGCCGUUGUGGUUCAUUCAAGCUGCAGUGCCGUCUGAAUCGUUUGGACAGGGUUGACGUAGAUUGGUAGGAGUAACGAUGUUCUUACCCCUCAUCAAUCUUGUACAGAGUAACAUGGAGUAUACAAAGGACCGGUGUCAUUACGUAACUUCAUUUCCCCAAGUUCUUUUUACGCAGGCAUUCAUAUUUGUUCUCAUUCAGCCUCCACUAUUCAGAUGAAAUUUCAUUUUUUUUUUUUAACUGCAUGUCUUUUCAAUAUUCUUAUUUGCCUUUUCAACCCACAGUGGAGUAUACGCCAUUAAAAAUUUCUUUCCAAGCCUUCCGGACUCUUGCUAUCCUUUCCAACUCUUUCCAGUCUUUAUUACAUCCUUGUCGUACUGUCUUCGCCUGGUGUUUUUCGGUCUUCAUCUUCCUCUUGAUCAUUGAGUGUUCCAUACCAGUCCGUGCUUGUCUAGCGCUAACAACAAGUAACUCUGAAACAACAAUUAUUCCUCAGUAGAACAUCUCCUUAUUCACAAUCACCUGGCAAUACCUGGCAUUAUUUUUUUAAAAAAGCAAACACACACACACAAAUAACAAUCCUGUAUUUUUAAUUGUUUAAAAAGGUGUGUGUGUGUUUGCUCGUGUGUGUGUGUGUGUGUGGUGAUCACGUGUUCAUUGCACAACAAAAACAAAUACAAGUGUAAAGUACAAUCAAAUGUUACAAUGCUGCAAAGGCUUUUAAAACCUGCAAUAUUUGACCAGCUCUUGAUCAUUCGUUCUUUCGGCUUUGUAUGUAAUUGGAAACGAGUGAAACAGCCUGAACAUGUUGAGUUUAUUGUCUUGCUGUGUUUGAUCUCAGACAGCACAUUUGUUUAUUAUAGGUUUAUUAGUCACAUGUUCAGCACGCUGUGGUGACCUUUAGUAAAUUUCUCAUUCCCUACCGACGACGAGGGAACAUGUUCCCGCGCGUUGACAUUCUAGUUUAGCCCUCUGAUGGGCGCGUGUGUGUGUGUGGGGGGAUGAGGGGUGGGGUGGGGGUGACUUGGUAGUCUGGUACAGUGCACGAUAAAGAGGGGCGCACAUCUCGUAGUGUUUCCCCAACUGUUACAUGGUCGUGAUUCUUGAUGCUAGACUGUGGGGGGUGACUUGGUAGUCUGGUACAGUGCACGGUACAGAGGGGCGCACAGCCCGUAGUGUUUCCCCAACUGUUACAUGGUCGUGAUUCUUGAUGCUAGACUGUGGGGGGUGACUUGGUAGUCUGGUACAGUGCACGGUACAGAGGGGCGCACAGCCCAUAGUGUUUCCCCAACUGUUACAUGGUCGUGAUUCUUGAUGCUAGACUGUGGGGGGGUGCUCAAGGUGUCAAUGUAACAUCAGUUAUUAUGAAGGUAAAGAAUUUUUCUUUUCGUUUUCGGAACGUUUCGGUCAGAGCCUGAGAGAGAGCGCAUUGUCCAGCGGCCAUUUUCGGGGGGGGGGGUGUUUCUUGUUUUGUUAGAUCAGUGGUUCUCAACCAUCCUAAUGUCGCGACCCUUUAUUACAGUUCCUCAUGUCGUGGCGACCCCCAAACAAAAUAUUAUUUUCGUUGCUACUUCAUAACUGUAGAGUAUAUGUUUUCUGAUGGUCUCAGGCGACCCCCAGGUUGAGAACCGCUGUGUUAGAUGAAUAAAUUGAAACUCCGAAAAGCUAAAUUACCAUGUACGUUGGAAAAAAAGCGGGGUUGGAGAGAGGGGUAAUAAGAUUCAGAUAUAGACUAGUGCUCGGCGAAGUCACUAGUUUAGACUAGUGCUCGGCAAAGUCACUAGUUUAGACUAGUGCUCGGCAAAGUCACUAGUUUAGAAUAGUGCUCGGCAAAGUCAAUAGUUUAGACUAGUGCUCGGCAAAGUCACAAGUUUAGACUAGUGCUCGGAAAAGUCACUAGUUUAGACUAGUGCUCGGCAAAGUCACUAGUUUAGACUAGUGCUCGGCAAAGUCACUAGUUUAGAAUAGUGCUCGGCAAAGUCAAUAGUUUAGACUAGUGCUCGGCAAAGUCACUAGUAGACUAGUGCUCGGCAAAGUCACUAGUUUAGACUAGUGCUCGGCAAAGUCACUAGUUUAGACUAGUGCUCGGCAAAGUCACUAGUUUAGACUAGUGCUCGGCAAAGUCACUAGUUUAGACUAGUGCUCGGCAAAGUCACUAGUAGACUAGUGCUCGGCAAAGUCACUAGUUUAGACUAGUGCUCGGCAAAGUCACUAGUUUAGACUAGUGCUCGGAAAAGUCACUAGUUUAGACUAGUGCUCGGCAAAGUCACUAGUUUAGACUAGUGCUCGGAAAAGUCACAAGUUUAGACUAGUGCUCGGCAAAGUCACAAUUUUAGACUAGUGCUCGUCAAAGUCAAUAGUUUAGACUAGUGCUCGGAAAAGUCACUAGUUUAGACUAGUGCUCGGAAAAGUCACUAGUUUAGACUAGUGCUCGGCAAAGUCACUAGUUUAGACUAGUGCUCGGCAAAGUCACUAGUUUAGACUAGUGCUCGGCAAAGUCACUAGUCAAAAGAGCCAAAAAUCAGCAGCGGGACGAUCAAAAAAUUUUGAGAGCCAAAUUUCUUGUUAAGAACUUGCGGUGGCUCGUGAGCUGCACACAAUUUUCCGACCACUAGACUGUUAUAUUUAUUUUUUUACGACUAUUGUACAUGUUGUUGUAAAGUCAUAUUUAUUUUAAUCAUAUGUACUAUUAAAAUGAUUGUGUAUAAAAUAAGUGUGUAAAAUUUGCGACCUCGGUAUUACUUAUGUAGCAACUAGCCGAGUUUGACCAGAAGUGUAGCUUAGGGGGCCAGAAGGGGAAAGAUGCCCCCCGGGCGCCAGACUAGCUGGGGGGUGCGCCAAAAUGGGCGUGGGUGGCAUUUUAUUGAUGAGGGGUUAGAGUUGAGAGGGGUGUAAAAAUGAAUCCUGUCCCCUGGCGACAGACACUCUAGCUACGCCUCUGUGAGAGUCGCAGUUUUGCUCUUGCAACUUUUUGUCUUCCACUCGCGCGACGAUAACUUGAACUUUAAAAAAUUACUCCCACACAAAACACAACCCCCCCCCCCACCCACCAACCCCCCCUCCCCUUUCAAAUAAUAAAACAAAAACCAAGGAACAAAUACAGCGCAAGUGUAUAAAUGUACGUACAGCCAUUAUACAGCAAUUUAAACGGAGUCUCGAAAACCGUGUUAAGAAGUACGUCACAGGUUUUCUCCGUUGUCCGGUUGGUGUAUAAAUACACAACAACGACGAGGGAGAUAGAGGGGAGGGAAAGAUGAGGGAGGUAGAGCGUGAGGGAGAGAGAAGAGAAUUAAACAAACCCUAAAAACAAUAGAUUUAUUUCCCCAACUGUUGCAGAAAACAAAAGCAACUAUUACGCACUACGCACCAAACAAACGCAUAUCAAUAAUCUCAUUUAGCGCGGCUAUCGGGAGAAUUUUAGUUCGUGAAAUCGGUCAUCAUGUUUCCUUCAUGUUCCCCUUGAAAAACAGAUUUUUGGUGGGGUGGGGCUGAAAAUUAGAUAGAACAUUUUGUCAUUGGCAAAGAUCUCCGUGCCAAGUUUCAGCUUGAUAGGUUGACGGGAAGUGGGUCAAUUUGCCACCCAAAUAGAAAGAAACACAGACGAAAGCGAAGUUAAGAUAAAGGAUUUUUAAAAAAACCGUGUUAAAAAGUAUGUUGUGUCCUAUCAGUUGUCUGUCUGGUGUAUAAAUACAACAAGGAUAUAUAUAUAUAUAACAAUUGCGGGGCCCAGUCAGGGUAGGGAUAAGGAUAAUUAGUGAAAAUUAAGAAUUUGUAUUAGAAAAUAAAUUCGUCUUUGCAUUUUAUUAAUUCUGUACUAAAUACAAAAUCACGAUGAAAUUAACUUCACUUUACGAGCCUUGCGUGUGGCGAAGUCAUGCAGUACAUCAUCAAAAUUCCUUUUCUUACAUAGAUCACGCUCAAUAGCAAGAAUUGCCAAUUUGUUCAAUCUAUCUUCGUGAAUUGUUGACCUCAAGUAAUUCUUGAUAAGGUUUAGGCGCGAGAAGCUUCUUUCACCAGAUGCCACAGUUACGGGUAUUGUUAAAAAUAUUCUGAGUGCAACAAAGUAGUUUGGGAUUAUAAGUUAUAAUGGUUUAAUUUAAUAAUUUACACCUAGAAUUAGCGCGGGGCCUAUGAAAGUGCGGGGCCCACUGCGGCCACAUAGGUUGCAGUGGCCUAAGGCCGGCCCUAUAUGUAUGUGUCAUCUUUUUUGGGUUAGUUACAAAUAAUGCUUCACAUUUUAUGCAUCGAUGGCAGGACAAGGUGCCUAACACGUAGGUCUUGGAAAUGCAAAAAAUGUGUAGCAUAUAAUCCGCUCUUAGAAAGAGGUGCCUUUGCUGAUUAGGCCAUGUAUGGAGAAUGAAGGAAGGUCGUAUUCCAAAGGAUUUGCUGUAUGGAGAGUUGGCAGAAGGGACAAGAUUUAUUCUCGCACUUUUUGCACAUCUCACCAUUUUAAUGGCGGCUUCCAUUGAUAGUUCAUGGUUUUUUGUCAUUUUAUAGCAAUUUUUUGUACCUGGUGACCCAUAUCAAUGUUAAAAAAAUAUGUGNCCCCCCCCCCCCCCCGCUUCCCCAUCUUUACUUUACUCUAUAUAACACAACCUACUGUUGUGCUAGUUUGAGCCGAUUGUUUGAGCUAUGGUGAAAUAAUAAAAAAAAACCCGUGUGAUUUGAGUAAGCAAAUGUUGUAAACUUAUUAUAAUAGUUUUAUUAAUAUAUACGGGUAUUGACAGAGAGUAAUGGAAUUUAACAUGGCCACGCCAAUGGCAUUGGCAUGACGUUGAUUCUUUACAAAAAGGUGUGCAAGGACCAAUGGGUUAAAACUUUCAAUCUUGAAAAGACCAAAGAGUCUGUAUUCGAUUACGUGACGCACAUUGACAGGGCGUUGCUUGGCGCCAUCAACGGGGUGCCCUUUUUGGUCUCGUGGGGGAGGGGGGGUAUAUAUUUCAUGUUUCUUAAUCUGUCAAUGAAAGCCUUUCGUGGCAGGCGUGAGUUUUGUUGUUGUUUAAUUAACCGAAACAUUGCUUCAUACGAGCAUACAGUUUAUUGAUUACCCCCCUACGCAAACAUCGAUAAAUAAAUUCAAGCCACAAUGACGUUAAAUAAUCCAUGAGCCAAGAGCUUCCCAAAUUUUAACAGCUUGCAGACUUCCUGGAGGCAGUUAUAAUUAUCUGCGGUAAACUUCAGGCCGUCAAUAUUUUAUCAACAGUUGAAAACUCGAUGGACAUUUGUAGAAGUUAACAUUUAGCUCAGCGGUCUUAGUAAAUGGUCCUUACACACAAUGUCCUGGUCCUGGGUGUCUGAGGUAUAACAAUACUAACAUAGCAAUUUGAAAUUAAUGUUGCUCUUAAGGUAAUUUUUAUUUACAUUAUAUUUUUAUGCAUUUUAAUUUUUUUUUUUUUUAAACUUUGGUUUGAAUUUGACGUAGAGCAGUAUUGUUGUAGAGCAGAAUUGUUUUAGAACAGAAUUGUUUUAGAGCAGUAUUGUUGUGGAGCAGUAUUGUUGUAGAGCAGUAUUGUUGUAGAGCAGUAUUGUUGUAGAGCAGUAUUGUUGCAGAGCAGUAUUGUUGCAGAGCAGUAUUGCUGUUGAGCAGUAUUGCUGUUGAGCAGUAUUGUUGUAGAGCAGUAUUGUUGUAGAGCAGUAUUGUUGUAGAGCAGUAUUGUUGUAGAGCAGUAUUGUUGUAGAGCAGUAUUGUUGUAGAGCAGUAUUGUUGUAGAGCAGUAUUGAUGUUGAGCAAUAUUGCUGUUGAGCAGUAUUGCUGUUGAGCAGUAUUGUUGUAGAGCAGUAUUGUUGUAGAGCAGUAUUGUUGUAGAGCAGUAUUGUUGUAGAGCAGUAUUGUUGUAGAGCAGUAUUGUUGUAGAGCAGUAUUGAUGUUGAGCAAUAUUUUUGUAGAGCAUUAUUGUUGUACAUCUGUAUUGUUGUAGAGCAGUAUCACAAAUAAAUAAUACUCAUUGAUUACUACUAGCUGUUGCUUAACUAAAUCUAGAGUAUAAAAGGGGGGAAAGGGGGGGGGGGCGCCAGUGUGUGGGUAAUUGACUUAAAACAGAACUACACACUUGUAUCUUAAUGUUAUAACUGGGGGGUUAGUGUGUAGGCAGUUGACCUAAGUCAGAACUACACACUUGCAUCUCCAUGUAAGUCAGUUGCCUUGAUUGGCCUAAUUUGUAUUGUACAUAUGUUGCCAUGUUAUUGUUUACAUUUCAAAUUAUAUUCGACAUUUCCAAAUCCAAGCUAGUAUUUGAACAAAGUUUUUUUUUUUAAAUAUAUAUAAUCCACUUGUUCACAGAUGUUGCAGGAAUCAAAGGAACCUGAUCUCACUUCAUCCAUGUCUUUAUUUUUACCACAUUUGUGUGUCUCAAUUUUGCAAGGUGAGAAGAUGCCAUCUUGGUGUGGGGGGAAAGGGGGGGGGGCAUUUGUGAGUAGUAAUACAAAAAGGUAUCUAAAGGCCAUCAGCUAUUUAAAGUAAGUGGCAAAAAUGAAUCAAUCAGCAUGGAGCCUUAUUGAAGACAAAAGAAAGUAAUGAGCAACUCUGCCUUUGACAGUUUCAACUUAUCAGGCUGGCCAGAGAGGGCACAAGCCAGCACUGUAGAGAGUGAUGCAUAUAAAUGUCACCUGUUUGUAUGAUGUAAUUUUUAUUUAAAUGGCACGAAAUGUCUACGGAUCGAAUAAUUAACAAAAUCAAUGUGCGUGUGUGUGUAAAUCGCUAUAAAAUAUUUAAAUUCUUUUUUUUUUUAUAUUUUUUUUUUUUUAAGGUCCAUCCUUUGUUUAUGCAGAGUGCUAGCGGCCCUUGCUGCCACCUUGCCUGAAAAUUUUAUAAGACCAAAAGGUAAGUCCAGUGUGAAAGAGUUGUCGAAUGCCUAAUGAUUGGAGAUUAUGUGUAAAUCGCUAUAAAAUAUUUAAAUUUUUUUUUUUUUUAUAUUUUUUUUUUUUUAAGGUCCAUCCUUUGUUUAUGCAGAGUGCUAGCGGCCCUUGCUGCCACCAUGCCUGAAAAUUUUAUAAGACCAAAAGGUAAGUCCAGUGUGAAAGAGUUGUCGAAUGCCUAAUGAUUGGAGAUUUAUAGGUUGUUGAUUUAUCUGUCAAAUGGCUCCCUUCACUGUCAGGUUCAAUUAAGCACUGAUGUUUCUAAAAGCUCUCUUUGCGAUCAGGUUUUAUUAAGUACAGGCAAAAAAAGAAAUGAAUUCUAUCAGUCAGCAAAGCUGGUUAAUAUUUUUUUCUUGGAUUGGGUUACAGAAAGUGAUAUGAGUGAUAUGUCUAGUGGCACAUUACCAGGAAGAUGAGUUAAUUUCAUUCAAAAAAAUAAGAACGUCUAUAAAAACAACUUUCAAGACUGAAUGUUUAUAAUAAUUGAGAUUUUUUUUUCCCCUCAGCACAAUCCAAGGAUGACAUUAGGCGUGUGCCCCCCAUACCAAGUCAGUCUUUAGAUCUGUCACUGUUGACUGAGCAGGAAGAGAAGAUCAUUCAAGCAGUCAUUCAAAAGGAUGAGCUGGAGAGAAGCUACCUUGAUGCCAAGAUCAGGUAAAUAUAUAUGAAAGUCAAUGAAUUGGUUUAUAAGUCCAAGAAAGUAGCAAAAAUAUAAAAAAAAGGGCAGGCUACACUGCGCGGGGCACUUAGAAAUAAUGCAAAGUGACACAGGAGUGAAGAAGGUGCACCACCAAAACCACGGAGGAAAACGGCUCAAAGGCAGACCCAGUCUUGGAUGGAUGGAUGAUGUGGAAAAUGGCCUACAGCAGCUGGGAAUUCAAGCAUGGAAAAGAAAAGCAUUGAUGAGGUCUGAGUAGAAGGAUGUGGUGAGGUGCAUGGGCUGUAGCGUCACUGGGAUGGAUAAGUCAAAGAAAAUGAAUGGCUGUAUACAAAAAUGUCUUGUAUUGCAUGGGCGCUUUUGGGGUCAAGGAAAAUGAUGUUGGUGAAGAAUUCUGGGUUUGAACAAAUCUGAUGUUAUCGCUAAUGGGGGCCAUUGCUAGCUUUGUCUUCAUAGAAUAAAAUAAUAAGCAUUAAAAUUGGACUUGGUUGUUUGUUAUAAUAUUAAUAAAUAAAAGUGGUGGGUGGCCGAGCGGUCUAAGCUGAGUCAAUCACAAGCUUGUGGACUGGAGUUCAAAUCCCCAGCGAAAGCAUAGGCAUGCACAUAAAAAAAACGACACAAAAAACAUCCCGGAUGGAUGGGACUGGUUAACCUUGGAUGGCGACUCAUUUAAGAGAAGGCAGAGUCUAUCAAAGCCCAAUAGGGCGGUAUGACAUUGACCAAAAAAUAGCUCAGUGAAACACAUAUAAAAACACUGCUGACCAUCUACUGCAUCCUGGUCUAUAUCCAGUCGUCUUGACCAAGUCUUACCAUAGGAUCAAAUAGGCAACAACGAGAGAGUGAGGCCAACGAAUUGAGCAACUCUCCCUCACUUUGAACAAAAUGCAGCUCAAGUCGAGGCUACUACUUAAGCCUUGGUCAUCCUGGCUUGCAAAGGAUGAACAAUAUAUGAUAUUAAAAACGAUAACAAUGUUAAUUACAAGGAGAAGCUGUCUCUGUUUUUUUGAUAAACUUUUAAUCAAAGCACAUUACAAAAUAGUAAUAGGUACAUAAAAGUAACAGUUUUAUUUAUUUGUACAUAAAAAUGAAGGCAAAUAUUUGAUUUAUAAAACACUGCAUUGGCCUAUUUUGAUAGCAUAAAUGCUCAAAUACUUCAUAAGAUAGGAAACCAAAUUACAUGUCCUGAAGAUUAUUACCAACGAUGUUAGUUCACGAUCAGGCAAGUUAAACUCUUCAUUCACAGUGAAAUCAGAAAAGAAAUACAAGAGCUGAGGAAAGCGGGAGCAUUGACCUCUGGUGACGACCAAAACGCAAUCUGCGCCCGAUGCAAGUACAAGUUUCCAUCGUUUAUCAUGCCGCUGGCUGACCACGGACAGCGGUGCGUCACCUGCAAGUUCAGAGUUUGCAAAAAAUGCAGUACCAGAGAGCUUAGUGGAAUGUGGGUCUGCAUCUUGUGCUUCAAAUACAGGUAGAUUGCAAACACCACCUUUUUUGUUAAUUGCUUUAAUGUGCGUCGGAAAGCUCUUUAAUCGGGGAAGGGUCGUGUUUAAAAAUUAAUCAAUGGUUAGUGGGUUAGUAAAACAACAAGUAAAGUUAAAAUACAAAAGCUGGUGUAUUUCUAAAUAAUAGAUCUAUAAAACACCCCAGAAGUUGAAUAUCAAAUAUAUAAAAUAAUUUUUCCUUUUUUUUUUAAAACUGUUAAACUAUAUUCAAAUAUUUAAAACCUAUUUCCAGGACACAAAGAUUUGUAUGGGAAAGGGAAAAAAGUCUUUAAAAAUCUUUAGCACAAUGUAGUUUUAAUUGGACAUUGGUGGCUGUAGAUCUGAACAUCUUUGAUUGGCCAAUGGAUGGCUGUAGAUCUAGACCUUUGAUUGGCCCAUUGAUGGCUGUAGAUAUAGAUCUUUGAUUGGCCGAUUGAUGGCCGUAGAUCUUUGAUUAGCCAAAAGAUAAUUUUGUCUUCUAGCUGUAACUGGAGACUGACUCACUAAGAGACAAACUCUGCUUUAACUUUCAGUCAGGAGAAGUGGUUAACCGGAGAAUGGCUGUCUAAAGGAGAAGCUAUUGGCCUGCAGGGCUCCGAUCUUUUACGGGUGUCAUUACGGGAUAGAAGUAAGUCUUUCUGUGCUCAUGUUUGUGUGCCGAAUCUAACACACGCUUAACAAAUUUUAUAAGCUUUCAGUCUAAAAUAUAUACAAAAAUAACUGGUGUAGACAACUCUUCUUAUUUUACUUUUGCAGUAAGUAACAGUGAAUGAUCUUCCUUGAUGACUCAACAUCUGGUUCUAAAUUUAAGCUAGUAAAAUUUCAAAGAUGUCAUUUCUAUACCCUUUGACUGUACACAUUAGAUUAUAAUAUUCCCCUAUUCUUUCUACACAUCUUCAUCAAACAAUAUUUCUCAUGAAGUAAUGUACAAAUCUAUUAAAAUAUUUGUUGAAAAACUACCAAAUACAGUCAUUUUGCACAUUUUGCUAUAAAUUCAUAAAAUUAACCCCCCCCCCCCCUUAUAAUCUUUCUUGAGUUAUUUAAGAACCAUUUCUAAACAGAGAUCAUAGAUAUGGCAUAACAUUUUGUUCCACAACCACACUAAAACUCAAAUCUGAAGCACAACUACCCAUGAGAAUUUCUUUUCCUGUCAGUUUAUCAUUCAUCAUGCACCAGCUAUUCAUGCACAGGAAAAGGACGGCAUCGAUAAAUGUUGGUGAAAUAUUUUGUUGAUGGUUGUUGUGUUAAGUGUCUUCCCUGUCACCACUGUUUGCUCUUGUUGACUUGUUUGUUUGUUGUCAUCUUUUUAUAUUCCUGUCUUGACUUAGGCUUUCUCUUUUAUUUGCUAUGGAGAAGAAAAAAAAGGAUUUCUUGUAAAUAUGGGAUUCUACUCUUUAAAAAAAAAAAAAUUAUAUUAAGUUAUAGUUAACAAAACAAUUGAUUUGUAUGGGCUACAUGUCAAAAUAAAGCAUUCCGUCGAGGCACACAAGGAAUAAUCAUGUAACAUUCCACAUGUCAGUGUGAUGUCCUGAUGCUGUCAUUUUUAAGCUCACUUGCUUCUAGUAAACAAAUGUAACAUCAUCUUUUUUGUUUUGGUUUAUUGGUACAUAGAGUUUAAUCAAAAGAACACCGCAGUUAUUGUUUUUUUAUAAACAUUUUUUACAAUAUUAUUUUUUCCAAAAUUUUUGUAACAUAUUUACCCAAACCAGAUCAUGGGUUGUUUGUUUUAGUAGAUAAUUCAAGAAUAUGAAGAGAGAUGUAUUGUUUGUAUUUAUGACUCAUCGAGAAUAGUUAGCAGGAACUGUUCACAGAUCAUCAGUGCCUUUGUCAACAUUGUAUAAUCACUCAGUUUGAAUUCUUGACUGUAAUUUGUUUCAUGAUACAUUGUUCAGGUCAGAUCCAUUCUUACCAUGUUUCUGUGCACUGAUGUUUCAUUAAUUAGAACUGCUUUGUUAGGUUCAAGGUGAUUGUAUUACAUGUGUGUAACUAGAUGCAGAGAUAUCACAUGGGAAUAAAUUAUGCCACCCAUUUCAAUAGUUAACGCCCUUGCAUAAUUCUUAGGUUCAAGCAGACCCUAUCACAAGGUUGUUUUUUUUAAAAUAUAGGUGGGUUGGGGGUGUUGUGUUAUCAGCGAGGACUCAUUUUCAUAUAGGUCUUCAAUUUCAUAGGGAUCUAUAGCUUUAAAGAUAAGCUAAAAACUUUCAAAAUUUCAAUAUAAAAAAAUUCUCAUUGAAAGUAGUUAAGAAAUGAAAUUGAAUAAUUUAUUCUUUUUGGUUCUAAAGUACGACUAAAUGUGUCAUUUCCUAACUAAUUUUUUGGAAUAAUUUUAUGUCAAGGGAGCUGGGAUUUAUGGAGCAACCCAUGGGAAAAAGACAUGAAGAUUUGUGUGGAGAGUCUUUCCCUUGUUAUUGAUUCGGUGAAAGCUGGGUGUUAAGCUGAGCCAACUAAUAAUAAAUGAAGUCAUCUUAGAAGGGAGAGCUGUUUUAUUAUACAUUAUUGAUUGGCGUAGAUGAGGUCAUGUAGCAGCUCUUCUUGGUUUUAUCAUCUUUGAUACAUGGAUGGAAACUGACACUUGCCACAUCAAUGUAUUCAUGUUUUAUAAGCUACCGUUUUUUAAAAGCAAUUCUAGUUUGUUGAUGGAUCAUGCUGUUGGUGUCCUCAGUAAUAUAAAAAAAACACUCUUUGCUGAAAUUAACUUCUUUUUACUACAAAAUUUGAAAAAAAUGUUGCCUUUCCUUUAUUCUGUCGUUGCGCUUGUACAAUUUUCAAAAAUUUUAAUUUAAACUUUAAAUUCCACGAAUAAGAAAAAUCCCCAGCUCUUUUCAAGGUAUACAUUUUUUUUUUUUUUUUGUGUUUUGAAUAAUUCAGUCUCAAUUAGUUGAAUAUUAAAUACUCUGAAGUGGAAAACGUGCAGGCGUUGACCAGCAUGCUGUACAUGUCCCAAAAACAAUGGCUUUUUUUUUAUUGUUACCGAAACACUUAUUUUCAAGGUAUUCAUUUUUUUUUUUUUUUUGUGUUUUGAAUAAUUCAGUCUCAUUUAGUUGAAUAUUAAAUACUCUGAAGUGGAAAACGUGCAGGCGUUGACCAGCAUGCUGUACAUGUCCCAAAAACAAUGGCUUUUUUUUUAUUGUUACCGAAACACUUUGUAAGUGCUUGAUGCGUUUGAGUUAACUGGCCUUCGGCCCUAAGGAAGUAGGAGGACAGGAUAUUAGUGAGCUUGAACUCUCUCCAUUAUGUCUUCUCCUAUGGCUGUGAGCUGAAAAGUAUGUUUUCAUUUCUAUUUCAAGGGAAGUCACAUUUUUUUAUUUUAAAAAUUGAUUGGAAUUCAAGGUUAGUGUAACUUUGAUGUGUCUGAUAGGGUCUCACGUAGGAGAAGUUAAUGAACUUAAAAACUGGCCAGCCCUCUGAUAACUUUGAUGUGUCUGAUAAGGUCACGUAGGGGAAGUUAAUUAACUUAAAAAACUGGCCAGCUCCCUGAUGACAUCCAACUGAAUCACCAAGCUUUAUGGUUAAUUAUUAAUCUGUUCGACCUAAUGCCACCUUGCUGGUGUUUCUGGGUCAAUGAAACAUCCAUGUUUAACAGAAUAUCAAGGAAACACAAUUACAGGAAAAGAAGAAUAGUUCAGCUCAAGUUUCUUAAUAGUUAAACUUACAAGACGCGCAACUUUUUAUUUUAUUUUUUUUUAUUUUUUAUUAUUAUUAUUUUUUUUUUUUUUUUUUUUUUUUUUACAAAAUUAAGGGGAAAAANUUUUUUUUUAAGCCCUUUUCAACUUUUUUUUUUUUUUUCCUAUAAACCCCCCCCCCCCCCAACUCCAUUUCCCCAUCCCAUGAAACUAUCUGUGACUACUACAACAAAACUAAAAUAUGACUGAAGCCAGUGUUGUGUUUUAGGGGGUAUGACCUGCUGGCCACAGCUGCAGUUCUACUAUUUAGAAUCCUGUUUAAAUCUAACAAACAGAAGCAUUGCUUGGCUUCUACCCCAGACCAUGUCUCCAAACUUUAGCCCAGAUACCUACAACAACAACACAUUUUGUAAAUAUAAUAUUACAAGGUUCAAUGCACCUUUAAAAAAACAAAACAUUUUUUUCUUUCUUUUAGAAUGUGUUAGUUUGAAAAUGUUCACAUUACUGUAUGUGUGUAAGAACCUAACCUGCUAGUUUGAAAAUGUUCACAUUACUGUAUGUGUGGAAGAACCUAACCUGUUAGUUUGAAAAUGUUCACAGUGGUGUAUAUGAAGAAGAACUUUCUUCCACAAGUGACCUAAAUGUGUUUCAGGGAGGAUUUAUUGUGCAUAUGAUACAAUCUUACAAUAUUUUGUCUCUUGUUUUUUUUUCUUCAAACCAGCAAAGAAUGGCCUCCAGUUCACUUUUUAAGCAUUUUCCUUUUUUUUUUUAAAAAAAAAUGUUUGCUAUCUGUGGAUAAAGAUUGUUUUUGUUAUUUUUUCAGAUCUUAUCUCUAUUUUAAUAAGUAUAAUCUACACAAAAAAAAAAAAAUUGAUUUGAUGCUUUUUUCCCCCCUCUUUUGUUUUUAUUUUGGCAUUACAAGCUACAUCAUCUGGAACUGGGGUUAUAUAAAGCUAAACCAACAGUGACGUUGAUGCUUCGCCUCUGGUAACACAGUUUAAAUUUCAAUUUUUUAUGUGCUACUUUCUGUGGGGCCAGCUGUUGUAGAAGUGUGUUUCCAAAUCAGGUUUCUUCCCAGUAAUAUUUCCAACACUGCCCCACGACAGGUUCAUGUGAAAAGCAGGUUAUUUAAUGAUUAAGUGCAUUAUUCAGAUAGCGCGAUUUCGUCCACGAAUGCGGGAAUCUAGACAUAACGAGGGCCAUCAAUCACUUUGAGCCAAAGACGUGAUCUUCACAAAUGUCAGAAAUCAAAAAGGUGGUGCCAGCUGAUGUGGAGUGUGUGGCUAGUGCUGGGAUGGGCCCGUGUAUCCAACCUAUAAUUGAUUGGUCUGGUCUUAAGGUGGCCCAAUUUACUGACCUCUUGUCCAACUGACAACCUCUCUAUAAAAAGCAUUUUAACUGUACCCACUCUUGUGCUGGACUUUUCACUUCAUCUACAUUUAAGGUAAAUGAUAGCUGCAUGAUCCUGAGCAAAAUCAAAUAAGUUUUAAGUGGGUUAAUUAAUAUGCGCAGGCAUGAUCACAUAAUAUGGCCUGAAUGAGUGGGGGGGGGGGUCAUGGGUUAUAAGUCAUAGGGGUUAUAGGUUAAACAAAUGACAACUAGCAGCCUGUUGUCAUGUAACAUGGUUGUCUUCUGACAUGUAUGUAGAAUCUUUUAUAUAGAGGAGUUUUAUUUUUUUAAACAAUGCUCCUUAACUUUUGUAAUAAGGAUAUUUUUAGUUGUUUACCUAUUGUGAUAGGCAUAUUUUUAGUUGUUUAAAUAUUGUGAUAGGCAUAUUUUUAGUUGUUAAAUGUUUUGAUAGGCAUAUUUUUAGUUGUUAGAUUUUGUGAUAGGCUUAUAUUUGGUUGUUAUAAAUAGGGAUAGGCAUAUAUAUAUAUAUAUAUAGUUUAUUAAAUGUUUGUUAAUAUCAUGAUGAUCCCUUUGGAAAUGUUCGAUUUAUUAAUAUGAUGAUUUCCAGAGCGAUCUCUUUUAGAUUUUUAAAGAGUGAAACUCAAAGAAAUGAAAUAGUUAUUGGAUGCUGUGUUUGGGUAAAGAUGAAAAGAUAAAAUUACUUUUGUUUAAAAAUGUAAUAGAAAUUGUUUUUUUGGAUGCUCAUUUUGGGUAAAGUUGAAAAAAAUCAAAUUACUGUCUAAUAGAAUUGUAAUAUUCCUCUCUGAUUGUGUAGAAUUUCAAGAAACAUUCUUAUAUUCUCAUAAUUUCUUCAUGGGUCACAAGAAAUAUUUACGUUCUUAGGUGUGCUAUGUUUCAUUUGGUCAGCUUUUGACACCCCGGGAAAAUAAAUUAACUUUUCCCUAAUUUAUGCUAAAUAAGUGCUGAAAUUGUGGUAAAACUGUGUUUCAGUAACUGCAGACUGAAACGAAGCAGUUUACUGUUGCGCCAUAACUGUUAGACUAUUCCUUUGCACCUUGACUAGAAUUGUUUAUAAGGUGAAGCUAUGGUUAUUUCAUCACCACUGAAUUACGUCAUUUUUUGGGGGGCAAAACUUUAAUCAAUUGUAUAGUCACCAUGAAUUAAUUGCUGCCGGCUCAAACAAUGAACCUAUUCAUGACUUACACAUCCCUCAGACUAUGAAUGUUGAAAUAUUUCUUGAAUGUGGCACUGAUACCUGAUUGUUAUAAGACUUUUAUUCACCGCUUAUAUUUUAUCUAGUGUUCAGUUCAGGCAGUCAGCAUUAUAUGCUAAUAUAGUUUAUGAAUUUUCAAAUAUUCCCUCCAAUUUAGGCAACAUCAACAGAGCAAAAUGCAUGUUUUAAAAUGUAAUAUCAAGUGUAGUGCUAUACUAUGUAAGGCAUUAGUACCUGUGCAAUAUGUAACAAUGAUUCGUAAAGAAUGUUUACUGUCCCAUAUCAUAUAAUGUUCUGUAAAGGUAACUAUCUCUGAACCUAAAAUCAGGUCACUUGAUCCUCUCCACUUUGCUAAACAGGAUGUUGAAUUAUAAAAAAAAUUAUUUUUUUUGUGUGUAAAUAUUCUCACUUCUUCCAUUCUACUUCCUUCGUAGGAAUAAAUGAGUGCAGACAUUUGGACAAACUGUUAAAGUGUAACAUUAGAUAAAGCAACCCAAAAUCUUGUACAUGCCACGGUAUCGGAAUCAAUACAGCCAACAGGUGUUGUACAAUGAUUCAGUUUUUCAUUUAAGCAUGGGGGGGGGGGGGGGGGAGGGGGGGGGGGGGGGGGGUGAAGAGAUUUUCCUAACCACUAUCUGUGAGGAUUAUUGAUAGAUGGCGAAACAUGAGUUUCUUGUGGAGAAUUAUUAUUUUAUCAGGUAAACAAUAACAGUAAAAGCUCCACGUGUCAAAUAUGUGUGUGCUUGUACAUAGAGAUAUAUAGAUUUGAACCAUCAUGAGGCGCUUACAGACUUUAUGUCAAAGAUAAUUUUCUGUGAUGGCUAGUCAAGUUUAAAUGAACUUAAAACUUGUUAAUGAUGGCUAGUGAUGAUUAAGUUUACUUCAGAUUAAAACUUUUUUUGUAUGUGGUAGCUUGUUAAAUUGUACAUUUUCCGUCAUUAUUUAUACAUGUCUUAUAUUAUAAAUGUUGCGGAAAAAAACAACUUUUCUUUCAUGACUUUAUUUAUAAUUGUUUUGAAAGCUUCCUAAUUAAUUCAAAGAUCCCCUAUGAGUCAGGCUUAGAACCACUGUUCUAGUGGUAUUGUUUUACAGUGUUUGAUUCUAGUUUCAAUCAUCACAAGUAAAAGCCUAGAAUAUAAGAGAAGAUAAAAUUCUUUUUUUUUUAUCCAAUAACUGGAAAUGUUUUUGUUUUUUUAAAAUUACAAUGUACAUAUUUAUUUUCAGCACAUACAUAAAUAUUCUUACUCAGAAAAAAGAUUUUUGAACUAGCACAAUUUAACACAAGACUUCUGCAGUAUUUCUCAAGCACAAAAUAAUCAGUGGUCAUGCAACUCUACUCAUUUUUGUGACAAUAUUGACUUCAAGAGGAAUUAUUUUACAUUCUGUAACAGUCCGGGGAGCACACUGGUAAAUUCUGAUAGAUUGGGGAACAAAUUAAUCUUUUUUAUCUUUCUGAAAGAGGGAAAGAACUCAUCGUGAUCUCAAGUAUCUGUCAUGCAGAAAGUGCGAUGUAUCCACCAAAUUUUAAUAAUUUUUUACAAAUGAUUAUUGCUUUAAAUGGUUCUUCAAGUUCAAGUGAAGGUAAUUUUGUUUGAGCAAUAUUGCUUGCUUUCUUGGUAAGACUAUUUGAUGAGUGUUUGAUGAGAAGCAAUGAAUUCCCACAUCAGCAAGUGAUAUUGGAGUUCAGUAGGCUUCAAACUGUUGCACUGUAGAAUAUGUUAAUAAUUUAUUAACAACAAAAUUGUGUAAUUUUUUAUGAAAGAAAAGUGUUCGAUUCACAUGUCCGCUUAUUUAUAAUGUUUCACCUGGAAAUGGGUUAUUGACUGGAGAUGUUUUGUCACAGACAUUGUAUAGAAAAUAUCUGUGUGAUAAAUGAAAUGAUAGCUUGGGGGACCCAUCAAUUCAGGUUUGGCUGUCUCUGUGGCCAUGGAACAAGGAAAUGCUGAUGGUUGUUAUAGAUUUAUUUGACAUGUAUACAACCAGACUUGACAAUGAUUCGAUGUUGAGUGUGAGAACUGGUGAACGGAGGCAGGUUGGGACUGAGCUGGGUUGAGACUGAGGUUAAGAUUGAGUUGAGAUUGAGGUGAGUUGAAAUUGAGGUGGGUUGAGAUUGAGGUUGAGAUUGAGGUGGGUUUAAAUUGAGGUGGGUUGAGAUUGAGGUGGGUUGAAAUUGAGGUGGGUUGAGAUCGAGGUUGAGAUUGAGGUGGGUUGAAAUUGAGGUUGGUUGAGAUUGAGAUGGGUUGAAAUUGAGGUGGGUUGAGAUCGAGGUUGAGAUUGAGGUGGGUUGAAAUUGAGGUUGGUUGAGAUUGAGGUGGGUUGAGAUUGAGGUGGUUUGAGAUUGAGGUUGAGAUUGAGGUGGGUUGAAAUUGAGGUUGAGAUUGAGGUGGGUUGAGACUGAGAUGGGUUGAGAUAGAGGUGGGUUGAAAUCGAGCUGGGUUGAGAUUGAGGUGGGUUGAGAAGUUUUAGGGAAGUGAUUCUUAAGAUGAGAUGAAGAUGGGUUGAGAUUGAGGUGGGGUGAAAUUGAGGUGGGUUGAGAUUGAGGUGGGUUGAGAUUGAGGUGGGUUGAGAUUGAGGUGGGUUGAGAUUGAGGUGGGUUGAGAUUGAGGUUGGUUUAAAUUGAGGUGGGUUGAUAUUGAGGUGGGUUGAGAUUGAGGUGGGUUGAGAUUGAGGUUGGUUUAAAUUGAGGUUGAUAUUGAGGUGUGUUGAGAUAGAGGUGGAUUGAGUUGGAGGUGGGUUGAGAUGGAGGUGGGUUGAAAUUGAAGUUGAUUGAGACUGAGAUGGGUUUGAGACCUAGGGGGUUGAGAGGGAAGUGGGUAAAGGCUGAAGUGGGUUUAGAUUGAGAUUCAGGUGGGUUGAGAAGGAGGUGGGUUGGGACUGAGUUGGGUCGAGAUUAAGACGGAUUGAGAUUGAGGUGGGUUAAUUUAGAUGGGUUGACUGAGGUGGGUUGAAAGGGGGGUGGGUUGAGAUUGAGGUUAGGUAAAGAAGGAGCUGGGUUUUAAUUGAGGAGCUUAUCUUUGUCAAUAAAUAAAUCAAUAGGCAGGAUUGCAUCGCUUAUUCACACAGUAAUCAGACUACAGGGUGGUUAGUUUAAAUAACUGCUGCUUUAAAACGGGUUUUGUGGUUGGGGGUGGGGGAGGCUUUGUUGACCAAUAAUGCUGAAGAUUUACAUUUGAUAGUGGUACUUGUGCCGUGGUCAUUGACUGGGACUUGGCCAUUCCAACAGUGGCGACACACUACAUAAUGGCUCACUCCUCUAAAAUAAAAUAAAAAGUUACAUCAUGUCAUUAAGGAGGUUGAUGGAUUUGUUUUGAUGGUAGUGAGCUACAUAGAUGAAUGCUCCUUUGUUGUUAGAUUUGUUUGUGUGUUUGCUAAUUCCUUCAACAUUACUUGUCAUUUAUCAUAAAUUCUCUUUUUUAAAAGUUUUGAGGAUUUUGAACAUUUUUUUCAAAAAGACCUUUAUACUUAGCAUACAUUGCAUUUGCUUUCUGCAUUACAUGGGGUAUUGAGCCCCAGUUUGAGGAUCAUUGCUGUAGAUUCCAACUGUGAGGUAAUGGGUUGAGUGGGUGUGGAUUAUUUCUGCAUCAUGUUGUUUGAGAGUGGGUUGGGAGGGGGGGAGGCGAGGGUGUAGUAGGGAUAGGGGCCUUAAGACUAGACCUGACUCCAGCUUGUAGAGUUUGUGAGAGGGCUGACCAGCAGCUGUGCUCUACUUGAAACACUAUUGAUCAUCUAUGUUAUACACAACCAGGGGACGCAACUCUAUUGGCUGAAUCCAACCACAGUUGUGGGACAUUGAUAAUCUCCAACAACACAGGCUGUAGAGUUUAUUGCACAUUGGCAAAACAAGCUUGACUUUUUUUUUUAUUGUAGAUUCAUGAGUUAAGUAUUUUAUAAUGGAACCAACGGCACUCGCUCUGAAGGUGGAGACUCUUUGUUUGUGUGAAUAGCCUGAAGCUAUUGGAUUAUUGGACUUUGUGGAUAUUGGCCAGUUGAGAAAACUGAUAGGAUUGGUGUGUGAUUUCAUAGAGACUUAUCCAGAGAAACUGGAAGAGACACAGAUUUUGGAGCUUGUUUCAUCACUGUGGAUUAAACUCAUUGUGUUGAUCUUGUGAUUGAUCAACACUUUGUCGAUAGUAGAAACAGUCUCAUCCCGUUUCCUUGUUUCCCCUCCUCCCCUGUGCAUUCUGUCACAGAGAUGUGGGCCAUUCUCUGCUGCCAAGGUAAGUGGAGAGCUUUAAAAGUGCUAUUUAAUGAAAGCUGAUUAAAUAAAGAUGUGUUUUUUUUUCCUUUAACUGAAUUAUUCAUCUCUUGUUGAGACACAUAAAUUAUAGACCCCAGUUGUUAUCUCUCAGUGUUCAACUUGAGCCAAAUGACUUCGUUGUAAUCAUUUAUAAGAGGGUGGUCCCUGUAUUGAGAAUAUGGUCAUUUCAUUGUUUCCGUGUUGGCUGGUGGGUUUCAAACUGGAAUUGAAAUCUCUUACUUAAUGAUAGGUAAAUAGUUGCACCACACGGCAGAAGUCUGGUCAGUUGUGAUACUUGUGCUAGAGGCACCAACUUCUAUCCGUAUUUAUUAGUAUGUUUACAUAGUCCCCUGCUUUCUUGUGACCAGCAGACUGUGAUACAGUCUUUUGGGUAACAGAAAAAGACAUCAAUAUUUUUUAGCGAAAGUGUGCCUACUUGUAGAAGAAAAUGUUAAAGGGAUCGAUGAAGGAACUGAAUUAAAGCUCAGUAAAUUGUGCAGGGUACCAGAUUAACCAGACACAAUUUGUGUCAGUAAAACAAUAUAUGUUCAGCUUUAAUGGUGAUUUUUGUAAAGCCAUCAUUAAAGGUGCACAUACAUUGUUUUACAUGCACAAAUUGUUUGUGUCUGAGUAAUCUACUUUGAAGCUUUAUGGCAGUCCGACACUCUUAUGCAGGUUAACACAGUGGUUGCUCUUGAGAAAUAAUUGCAUGCUUCUUUGUUAAAAUGAGCACAAAUGUGUUGCCCAUAAAUGUUAAAUUUUUCAUUCCUUCAUUUUUGUAUCGUGAGCUAUGAGCGUUUUAUGUUGGAUCAAGAUGACCACAUUAUGGUGCCUUUAAUCGUAUGUAGCAUUAUCCAAUAUUGAGCGUAGCUGGUCACGUUGUAAUUAUUGCUCAUUUCAGCAUAUAUUUUAAAAAAUGAACAAGAAAUGCGGGGAGUCAAUAAAUAUUCAAUACUUUGAAUGCUAACAAGGAAUGCGGGGAGUCAAUAAAUAUUCAUCACUUCGAAUGCUAAUCACAUUUUAAUACAAUAGCUGAUCCAUUCAUCUGAAUAUACAAUGUACGAAUAAACUGGCCAGGUGGAACAUUUUUCUUAUUCAAAGCCAGAGAGGCACACCAUUCGGGCAGAUUCAGUGAUGAAUUUCUGCCACAACCAGACAUCACAGCUACCACUUCCUAAUGGUAUUAUUGAAACACACCGUCACCUAAAGCUAACUGCUCUUAUUGUCUACUUAAAUGUCAGUUGUCAUUCAAAACUUCACGUUAAAUAAUCUGCUUUGGUAUUUUCUAAAAUUUCUAUCAUGGGUGCACAUUUUGUAAACUCAUUUACGGAAAUAAUUUUGCAAAUCAUGUUGCCCAUAACUAAAGUAAUAAUUCAACCCCUUUGGUCAUUUUAUUAAUGGGUCUGUAGCAACCGCUGGGGUCAUGCUCAUUUUUUAAUGAGUGUAGCUGCAAGCACUUGAGCUAUACUCAUUGGUUAUCUGAGCCUAACUCACGGCUUGUCUGAGCUUAACUCACUGGUUGUCUGAGCUUAACUCACUGGUUGUCUGAGCUUAACUCACUGGUUGUCUGAGCCUGCCUCACUGGUUAUCUGAGCCUGCCUCACUGGUUGUCUGAGCCCAACUCACUGGUUGUCUGAGCCCAACUCACUGGUUGUCUGAGCCCAACUCACUGGUUGUCUGAGCCCAACUCACUGGUUAUCUGAGCCUAACUCACUGGUUAUCUUUCAAUCCUUUAGAAACAGCUCAAUAUAAUUUGUAUGUAUGUAAACAACAGCCGAGGCAACUUUUGAUGAAAGACCUUGUUCCAACUAUGUUUUAUUUUUGUUUUGUUAUGCAGAUUGCUCACUCAAUAGUUUCUGCUUACCAUCAAAGAGCGUGCAGUAUGCAAUCAUUUGACUUUCUCAGUUCAAGCCGUUACUUAAAUUAAAAUCAUUUGAAGAUUUAUUUGAACUUAUGCAUAAAUUAGGAUUAAUCAACACUAAAGCUGUGCACAUGAACUGGGGAUUGCCAACAGGAAUAAGAUUGAAUGACUUCUGUAGGCUUUCAUCAAAGGGAACCAGAUUUUUUUUUAAAAUAUUACAUCUUGGGUUUAUUGAUAAAAGAAUUAGACUGUUGGCUUACUAAUGAAAUGUUUUGGUGGUGUUUCAUCUUAAAGUGGGUUGUUUUGUUUAGCCCAGCAGUUCAUUGAGUUUGAGAAGUUGGUGCCUCUACACUUGUUUAGUAUUGAAACUGAAGGCUGUAGAAUGUAGUUAGUGGGCAAAUACUAAAUCUCUUGACCACAUCAAGUUGGUGCCUUGUAAUGAAAUUGCGGGCAUAAAUUAAGCCCUCCUCAGCACAAGUUGGUGCCUUGUAAUGAAGCAUCAUUGCCUCACAGGUCAGAUCCACAAAGAGUACGAUGACAUAGACAGUGUCAACUACACCCAGAGGCCAGCCAUAUCAAAAGACGCUGACUCUGACUCACGCACCUCCAGAAACUCCCAGUCUAGCAAUGAUCAACCAGGUAACCCCCCCCCCCCCCCCCCCAGUUUUUUUAAGUAACGCCCUGCACCCAGUGGCAGAGUCAUACCCUCCAUCAUACACUGUCUCCCCCCACCCCAUCUGCUCACUGGAGAACUAUAAAUAAUACCGUAUCAGCACCUGUGACCUUAUAAAAUAAUGAACUGUCAACGUCUUAAAAAAUCUAUGUUAGUUCAAUAUCCCACCUUACCAAGCCUGUUAAUCUUUGAUCAAUACUAUUUAACUUGAAUCUAGCAAAAAUAAAUCUUCAAAUCAGUCUGUAUGAGAAUUAAGGAUUUGAUUGUUGUUAACGUUUAAAUUGAUAUUAAUUUGAAUAUACAUAUAAAAAACAGGUUCCGCAAUGAAAACCUAUGUUGUCAGUCUUAUCUCCUGCUAUUGGUUUUACUUGAUGAGCUUUCUUUUAUUGAAACAGACUAUAAAAAGCCUGCCCUAGGGUCUAGUAUGUAAAGUAUAAUUUUACCUAAAUUUGGCAUAUAUAUUAUAUGUAUUCGGUCUUGUAUUUUUAAAUGGCUAUCAUUUUGCUUGAAUGUAUUCGGUAUUAUACACCAAUAAUAGUUGUUGUGCUUAUUAAUAUACUGGGGGUCUUAUCAUUUGCUUUUGUCUUCUGUUAACAAACAUAUGCUUGCUUCUGACCAGUGGCAUAACAAAUUAUGAUUUAUUUCAUUUCAUUUUUUAAUAUUUUUUUUUUGGAGUCCAUUUACCAAAAUAUUUUGGGAGUAAAAACAGAACAAACUACUUUUAUUUUAAUUAAAUACUGGUAUUAUUUUAUUGAACAAGAUAAGUGGAUAAGAGUUGUAUUUCUUGUAAUGUGACAUCCUACGGGUGGAUGAAAGAUCAUCCCAAUUGAAAUAAGACUUAGGGACGAGUUAACCCACUCAUUUUUAUUUUUGCAUCUUGACAUAUCAGGUUACUGUAAAUACCUAACUUUGAUAGAAUUAAAUUUUUUUGCCUGUCUGCUCUGAGCCUAGUUGUGUUAGCCUUGCCAUCAUCGCAGCCGCAAUAUCAUUUCUAUGCAUAUUUCAAGUUUCUGUGUUCCAUACAUUGCCUUGUUAAACCGAUAUUGACUCAAAACUCCUAAAUAUCAGAACUCAAGACAGAUGUAGUUCAAAGAUAGUCUGAUGUGUCCUGUAUGAAACCUGGCUUGUUGACUGUUUAAAUUUGAUCUUUUAUUGGGUCAUUGACAACUUCCAAGUGUGACAUGAUAGUUAUCCACAGAGAAACUAAAUCACAGCUCAUCUGGAUUAGGUACCAUGAAACUAUUCUCUACUUGCAAGGUAUUCAGUCACAUCAAACGCCAUGGGGUUUUUUUAGCUUUCCUCAUGUGAUAUUGCUUUUUUUGCUUUUCUUAAAAAUGUGACUCAUGUAAAAACAAACAAACAAAAACACCUCUCUAUUGAACCAAAGAGAUGUUUUAAUAAUCAAGUGAACAAGUAAAUUAAAGGCUUGACAUUAUGAACCUAACCUGGCUAGAUAUUUAAAAUAUGUUCAACCCUAUAUUUACCUUAACAACAAUGCUGUUCCCCCCCCCCCCCCCCCCAAAAACUGUAAUUGAUUGAAUAAUCUAUAUGGUGAUAUCUGUCUCAUGUUUCUAUUUAAAGUGAAAACACUUGUCUGACCUGAUGUCAUAGUUUAUCAAACACUUUUGAGUAUUAUGGCAAAAGUUUGAGUCAUGUGACAAGCUGAAAUCUCUCCCUAUAGAUAUUGACCCCCAACACACACACACACUUAUUGCUCCAUCAUCAGAAUGUAGAUUUUUAAAACUGUUGCUGGAUAUUCUGCCUAUUACUUCCUUUAACGUUUGAUUUCAAAUAUUUACCAAAAACAACAACUUGUGUUAACAUUUAUUGGAUUAUGCAGUUUAUUCAAAGUGUUGAGAAAAGGUUUUUAAUUUCCCAUCAUGCAGUGGCCUGUUUUGCUCUGUCACUAACUUUACUUAUGUUUACAUCAAAUUAUUGUGCAAGAGUGUGACACUUUUUGUUUGAUUUAUUGCUGCUUUUUUUUUUUUUUUUUUUUUUUUUUUUUUUCAUUAUGAUAUUUUGAAGACAUUUGGAGCAGUUUGCAGUGAGAGAUUCCACCAAGUUCAUCAAAAGAAUCAUCUACAAGUUGGGACGAGCUGGACAAGUUCAAGUUCCUCAGAGCGUGGAUUUGUUUAAAAUCAUUGUCUCAUGUUUCCUCCAGUAUUUAAUUACUACAAUGUAUUACCUCAAAGUUUUUCUAGUCAAAUGUGUGGUUUCUUUUAUUUCUUUAUUGCAUUAAUUAAGCUAUAAUGUAAACCCAUGUUCUGGUGGUCUGUCAUAAAUUAGCAUUACAUUUUUGCCUUUUCAUGCAUCUGAUUGUAAUACAAUAUUCUUAUAAUUUUUUACAUCAAGGGCAGAACCGUUGUAAAGAGCAUAAACUUAUGGCACUGCUCUUUUUUUUAACAGCAGCGCUUUUUCCUACUUUGAGCUAAUAGUAGUAAGGGUAGAAAAGUCCUGUUGGGAUAAACAAGAUAAGAUUCCUGCAUUUAUCCAAACCAAAUGGAAAUUUUUUUGUGAUGACGAUGCCCGGCUUUUUAAACACAUUCAACACAAACACAGAGAGUCGAAACCCCUCUGUUUCAACUUGACAAUUUUAAACCGAAGCCUUUUUUUUUUUUUUUUGCAUGUGGCGGUUUGAACAAAGUUUUAAAACAUUAAAAGACCAGGAAUCCAUUGCCAUCUCACUAGUCUUUCUUGUGCACGGGCUGACUUUUAAGAACUGUAAUGUAAUUGUAAAUAAUAAGUAGCAAUACAAUUAGAUUAUAGUCUUAAGUCAGUGUGGGCUCUAGAAUGACUGGUUGGAUGACACUUCCUGUAUUUUGUACAAAAAAAUCAAUAACAUGGUUUGAGUACCUGAAAUCCGGCACAUAUUUUAAAACUACUAAUUGUACCUAGGGAAGUAUAUGAAAGUUGAUUCAGAUAUGAGCAUUCCAAAUUAACUUAAUCUGUCAUGCUGACAUGUCAAAAUAUUAUCUUACUUCAAUCUGUCACGAUAACUUGUCAUAUUACCAUCCUUGGCUUAAUCUGUCACAAUGGUUUGUCAUAUUUCAGUGUCAUUAGAGAAUGAAGCCUAUUGCAAUAUGAAUAACAACAACCCACCCCCUGCACUGAAACCAAGGGAGGCAAAAGCAGGUUUUUUUACAGACAUUUAUUUCCCUUGUUGAUUUAGGAUGAUAAGUUCAAGUUAUUUGUUUACAACUGCUUUCUUGUUUUUGGUUUUGUUUACUAUUGAUGGAUUGUUGCAAAAUUGUUUCUAUUAGCAUUGAGUUAAAAAAUUUAAGUCUACAACAAUCAUGAAUUCAUAGAUUUUUAUUGUCUAUGCCGACUGUGUCCAUAAGUUAUUCCCACAUUUUGUCUAAAUAGAAUAAAAACAUCAACAUGUAUGUAUAAUUCUGUAGAAGCCUAUGUAUUAUUUUGUAGAUGCCUCAUCUUUUUAAAAUGAUCCACAUUGAAUGUUUCAGGACACAGGAUACAUGCAUCUCUGUACCUUAUUUUCCUUAAUUUUAAUAUCAGUGUAAGAAGAUAAUGUGUGGUACACUACUUCACUUAAUUUAUUACAUAAAAAUCUCAUUUUUAAAAUAUUUCAAUUGUUUGGUUAAAAAAAAAACUAUUUGUUAAUUUGAUCAAUAUUUAAUCCAUUAGAAAGAUUUGAACUGUUGCCCAUACAAAUUCAAUGUUGCUUGUAUUACUAUUUUUAGACUUUGUAUCUGAACAACCAGAUUCUGUGUUGUCUACUUUCCUUUAAAAAAAAAAUUUGACUGUCUCAUUUUCAUCGGGUUUCCUCUGACUAUUUUAAAAGUAAGUUAGUAAUAGUAAUAUUGUCUGACCUCUCUCUAUUAGAUUUGUGUUUGAGAAAUUUUUCAAGUGUGUAAUUGUCUCUUGUCUGUUGUUUGUUUCAGAGUUUGAGUUUUCUUUUGCUACCGUACAUCAAUCAUGUAUAUGAUGCACAUUUUCGUUUUCCUUCUUCAUUAUCAUCAUCGUUUGAUUUCCUCCAUGAAACGUUUCACGUCAAAAGGGUUUGACGAGAAAGUAGGUACCCACAUGGUUACCUCCCCGUCAGCCCCAAGUUUGCAGCUGUUCCGAAGGGAGAGAAUCUCACCUCCAUUUUGUAGGAAUGAAACAUUUAGCCACCUCAGGUUGGCAGCCGAAGGUCAGAGGGCAGGAAGUAAGCAUUGCUGCAACCUAUGCUUGACUGCAACCUGUUGGAUGUAUUUCUACUUGACACUGCCCCGUGUUUACCAUCUUGUCAUCCUCAUGCCAUCUCAUGGUCAAGGGAAAACUGCUUCUGGUGAUGGACUUCAUUCCUCCAUGUCCCACUGUUGGCUGCGGCCCUGCUAUGGCUAGUUACGUACUAUUAAAGAUGAAAUAACUUUUUCACUGGCCUCUAAUUACAUCCCUAGGAUAGUUUUUAACAAGUCUUGACACGACUCAAUGUCACUUAUGUUGGGGGAAAGAGUACCGGUACUAUAAAAAUGAAAUCUAAAGGUCUGUAUCUUAUGGGAUUGAUCCUUAUAAAAUACUUGUGCAAUCUGGGACAAAAAAAUGUAAUUGGUACACCAGCUAUUGUUUCUUAACACCUCCCCCAUCAUCCUAAAGUGUUUCCGACCGAUGCUCUUGAAUUGACGCCCUUGAACUGAUCUCUUGUCUCCAGGUAAAAAAAGGUCACGCUCAAACCUGGGUAACGACAGCAGCAGCGAUUACACCUUGUAUUAUGAUGAUGUUAAACUUGUCAAUCCUAACUUGUCCCGGUUAAGUAAACUUGAUAGUGUCUCUAGCUCAUCCCUCAACUCAGAGCAUAGCCUCAACCCCAGGUACACGUCUCUGAGGAAGACGUCUGGUACAAGCGAGCUGGAGCUGUUUCGGAAAAGAGGUGAGAGGUACUCGAUGAAGAGGAAAAAACCCGAGCCGAACUUGCAACAGGCAAGUCAGCAGGAAACGAACCCCCCACCUGUUGGCAGCAAUGCCGCCUCAACCAGUGCCGCCUCCACCAAUGCCGCCUCCACUAAUGCUGCCUCCACCACUUCAGAUGGAAGUAGACAUUCUGCAUCCGAAACCAACAGUAAUAAAAGUGUCCCUCACUGGCAUGAAAUACUUCGUCAGCAGUCAGUUGUCCAGACGGCUGUCAAACAGUUGGUCAAGACUCAAAAGUCCGUCAAGGCAGGGAUUGAAUCCCCGCAGGUGAAAGUGACGUCGCCUGUUGACGUUGACAUAUUCACAUUGGUCAAGCCGAAAGUCUCUGCGGUCAAGACUGAAACUCCCGCAGACAGUCCCCAGUAUCUGUCCCCCAACCAGUCCAAAGAUGACUCUCACUCUUCUCAGGAGUCCAUAUCUAUGUAUGUGAAAGAAGCUCAGGCCAUCAAGGAACAAGCAGCAGCAGCUGCAGCAGCAUCGGUCUCCUCACAAUUGGCAAAGUCAGUUAAACCAACACCAUCAAAAAAUCAAUAUCCCAUAUCACAACCCAAACCUAGCAGUAAGGGCGGUCAGUUUCAAACAUCGACCCCCAAAAGUGAACGGAAUUUUAAAGGCUCAGUUCGGAAAGUCCUCAUGUCUGGAAAGUUUAGCUCGAAUCCCGCACCAGGAAGUCAAAAUGACACAACUCAGAGUCUACCUUCAAGGACAAAGAGCUUGUCAUUGCCCCAGCAGACAGCCAGGAAAGCUGGCAACAGCUCCAGCCUGCCCAGACGCGGGAAUCGGGUAAAAGGUAUCGCAGACACCCUGUACGCUUCCAAAGAUUGCCGCCAUUCCAGCAUAUGUAUCAUACUCAUUGGCUAGAAGCUCAUUCAGGUAGUGCUAAGUAGAAUUAACAUCUGCACAAUUAUCUGAAACUGCAACAAUGUACUCUUCAUAGCCACAGAAGUUAUUUGUACAAGUACGCGACAGUCGGUCAACACUGUGUCUAACCAAUCGUGUGCUUUGCUGCGUAUCCCAUGUCCCGCACCCUGCUUUUGAUCACUUCUAUAAUCCCGCUGCUGACCAAAUAUGUGAACCUUUCUCAAUUGCUCUUGUCUAACACUGUUAAUUCAUGGUCUUCCCAGUUUCAUACUUGAAACAGAAUAACAUAGCAUGUGCUCUAGAAACCAUUGAAUAAUAUUUGAGUUUCCAAUGUUCUAAAUUAAAAAUCCUGUGUUUUUUAUGUGUGCAUAUUUUCCUUCCACCCACAUUUUGUCCCCUUAAAGCUAUAUUAAUCGAUGUUUGCCACCCAAACCUUUCUCAUAGCCACCUUCUAUUCCUGAUAUAAAAUAUAAUAUGUUACAUUUUUGUAGACAUCAUUUGAUGAUUGGCCAAAGUCUUUUGGUGUAAGCCGUGUCCUCAUUUAGGAUUUCCUGUUUCUCACUGUAUGACUUUGACUGUUUCAAUUUGCAAUUAUCAUCCAUUCAAAAUCAAACUGUCUGGAUGAGUUUGUGUCGAAACCUGUUAGUUUUUGUGGAAUGUAAAUUUAAUUUAGAAGUUCUGUUCUCAAUUAAUUUGAACAAUUUUUAAACUUUUUUUUUUUUUAAACAUAUCCGAAUUUCAGACCAUUUAACCUAUGUCAAGUAAACAAUAUGUGCAUGUUUUCAAAAUGUUUUCCCAGAAGAAUGAUCUGAAACGGAUUUUUAGAAACCAUAUUUUAUUGUCUCCCAAUAAAUGUAGUGUGUCCCUGUGUGUGCUUGAUAUAUGGCCCUAUAAGAUGCCAUUCCACUUUCAGACAAGAGAGGGCACAGCAAACUCCCAGUGCUCAGUAAAGAGGAGAACACUGUGGAGAAGAAAACUGCAGAGAAAAAAUCUGGAGAAAAUGUGCAGCUCCUUACAGGCCAGCGCAGAGAUUCCUACUCUCAAGCUUUGGAAAAUCAGAAAGCCGCUGUGAAACUUCCCAAAGGUAACGCAAAUAAUAACGAUAGGUUCCGGGCCUGGAGAAAAGUCGGAGGCUCUAGUCGCGUGCAUGCUAAGACAGAGAUAACACCUGUAGAUCUAGACAUGCGUCGGAAUUCUGAUGCUUCGUCCGCUUCUAGCUUAGCUUCCGGCGGUACUAACAAAGACGGUAGCUCCGAUGAUACUAAAAGCAUGUCAGAGCAAGGCUUGCAUGAUGACCAGUCAUGGGACAGUGGAUCAAGUUCUCAGAAAUCAAAUACAACCAAAGGGUCCCAAUCAAAACUUUCAAAGUCAAUAGAUUCUGAAGUUCCUGUAACUGCUAAAAAUGUGGCACAAAAGUCCCCAAGGCCAUCUUUGAGUAGUGGCGCAGACAGUUUUGAAGAGGUGUAUAACUCAAAUGUCAACAAACUGGUUGAGCUGAUGAAUGGAGGGGAUACAGGUCACUCAACGCAUGACCCCAAGACGGUCGUCAAGGAGACUAAAAGAGUGCUGCCGUCAGUGCCAUCAAACGGUAAGAAAAAACAUCUUUUGCUUCAAAAAUCUUUCUCUCUCUCUGAGGAGGUGGCAGAAAGCUCAAAGUACCAGAGUUUUGAUGAUGCAGGCUCUGAUAGCAAUGUGCCAGUCAUUAGUGAAAAUAUUAAAGUAGAUCAUAAAUUAUUACUGCCUAACCCAAAUAGCCAAACCGUUUCUGAUGCUAAAUCAGGUCCAGCACACAUAGAAACUUUUUCAGGGAGCAGCAAGAAAAACUCCUCGUCAGAUGAAACUCCAGUGGCGCCUCCAAGAAAGACCAAGAGAAAAUUACCUUCGAUCGUAAUUAACGUUGAUCAACCAAUAGCAGAGGCUGCAGCCGUGAAGACAUCAGCCAAUGAAAGUCAAAAUGGGACAAGCGGAGGAGACGAACUGAAACCAAAGACUUUCCUGAGCCCUGUUCAUUUCCAUCCCCCCUCAGUGCUUCAACAGUUGGAAGAACUAGGCAGGGCCCGAGACGCGCCAGAUAAUCUUCAAGUCAACCUCUGCAGAUCCUCGUCCAAUGUUUCAGACACUCUGAGUAGUAUCACAGAAAUAUCUGAACAGUGGGGGGAGGCGGACUCACUGCCCUAUGAAAGUGAUGUGUGCAGUGACAGUACCUUACACGAGAGACAUUUUGAUGAAAGCUUCCUCAUUGAAGAUGAAAUACACAGUGAUAGGGGCAUUACUAUUUCUGUUCCUGUUACCUCGGACAGUGAAGUGAAUUCGAGAUCUGCUGAAAUUGACCGCUCAAGAGAGCGUCAGCAAGCAGACGUAAAGCUUAUUGAAUCGGAUGCUAGAGCCGAGGCAGAUCGGAAUGAAGGAAACCAAUCGGAUAUAGAAGACCAAGCCGACAGCCAAGUUCUGGAAGACUCAAACCCCGAAGACUUCAGCGAUGACAUGGAGCAGUCGGCCAUGGAAUGUGAGAGACAGUUCAAAGGUCGCUCAACAGCUUCUCACGACCCUGCACCGCUUGAUCCAGCAACACAGUCUCAGACCGGCACAGGCGCGGCGGCAGAUGGCAGAGAGUUUCACAGAGUUCCCUCUGAUACUGUGGCAAGGACAGAAAAUAAAUCAGAAGCUCUGAAGAGUGAAACAUGUGUUGACCGGAGGAAGAGUGAAGAAAAUGUUAAGGCGAGUCUCUUUGGAAAGUUUAUAGAAAAACCAGCAAUCUUUGAUCUGGGUUCCCUUCUGUCAGGUGGCAAAGAAAGAGCAAAGAAGAAAAAGGCCGUCACGGAUGCGCUGCUGCGUGAAAAGGGGGGUGACAAGAAGAUCACCUUGCUGUCCUGGGUACAGAAAAACCAAGAAGAGGAGGCCCAAACGUCCAUCGACCUGUUCGAACCUUACUCUGCUAUACCAGAAGCCACCCUCGACCUGGACAGCCAUGGUGAGACUGCUUGCUGUACUGUCGGAGGAGGGGCUUAUGGUGUGGGAGGAGCUUGUGGUUCUGACACCAAAAGCUUCCCUCUGGAUUGGAUGAGAUUUAUACCCCUGAUAUACCCAUGUUAUUCCUCCAUUGCAUGCAGGCAGUGCACUAUAUGAUAUACCUUUCUUCUCUUGGCAUGUGUCCUCCCCCUGCCCUACUUUCAUCAUUGAAACAUCUAUUUUAAAAACUUGCAUACAAAAUGCAUAGCAGGUAUUUUAUGAUGAAGUUAUGCGUGUACCUUUAUUUCCAUUUCUUGUGGCUCUUGGUAUGUAAUGGCUCCGCUAAGUUUUGUGCUAUUUUAGUUAAAGUCUUAAACAUAAUAAAAAUAUUGCAUUUAAUUUUUUUUUGUAAUAGUAAUCUUAACAUUUGUAAUUAGAACCAGUCAAAUACUAUUCAAAAUCUUUCAAUUGCUUAAAAUAAAAGCUUUUGGAAUAAGGAAAUUUUAAAAUAAUUUUGAAUAAAUUUAUUCCAAUUUAAAUUAUAAUAAAAGAAAAAGAACACCAUUUUUUACAGAUAUUUUUGGGAGUUGAGGAGCAAUAUAAAUAUGGCCAUAGUAUUAAUUAUAUGUUAAAUCAUUCACCAGCUCAAUAAAAAAUGCCUAAAAUUAUGUGUUUAAUCAUUUAAAAAAUUAAUUAUGCAUAUUUCAAUGUGUUUACUUAAAUAAGUUUCUUGAAAUAUCUUAAGGUUUAUUAUUAUUUCUUACACCAUAGCUAUAGAAGGAGUUGAGGUACUAUAGCACAUUUUUUUGCAGAAUGAGUUGUUGCGUGCGUGUUUAUACAUUAAGAGAGGCAAGACUAAUUAGUUUGGCUUUGAAUUGUUGUCUAUUUAAACACUAAGAGCAGCAAGACUAACUAGUUUGGUUUUGACUUGCUUGAUGCCAAGUUCCAAUAUGCACACUAAAAAAAUGUCAUGAUGCCAAGUAUCUGAUUGCACGGCUUGUCCACAGUCACUGAAUGCUCACAAUAACGUGUCCUUCUUUUAGAACAUUAACUUUUGACCAACUUACAGCAGUUAAACCCCCCCCCCCCCCCAUCCCGCCACACUUUCAUUAUUACUGUGAAGAUUGGCAUUUCCAAAUCUAUUGAAACUAUGCAGUGAAAUUUUUUUAUUUUAGAACAUUAACUUUUGACCAACUUACAGCAGUUAAACCCCCCCCCCCCCCAUCCCGCCACACUUUCAUUAUUACUGUGAAGAUUGGCAUUUCCAAAUCUAUUGAAACUAUGCAGUGAAAUUUUUUUUUAAAUACAACUACAGUUUGUUUAUUUUGGUCAGUGAAUAUGUUGGGUGUUGUAACUGUUGAAAUGAAAUGACCAAACCAUUAAAAAAAAAAAUUGCAUCAAAGUCCCUGUAUUAUGAGCUGGCCAGGGUAAACUAAAAGAUCUAUGACGUCUUGUUAUAGCAAACUGUUGCACUACUUGACAACUUCCACCAAAACCAUAACUUAACAUCAUUAACAGUUUGAGAAAUGUAUAUUCAUUUUUUAAUGCUUACAUGCUAUGUACUAAGAAAAACAGUGUAAAUGGCACAUCUAACUAUUUCUAUUUAUGAGCAAACAGAUGUAGAUUGAUGUAGGAACAGAACCUGUACAUUGCCACCUGUAUUUAAUUAAGUAGUUAACUGUUGUACUCAGAUUUCAAGAUGGAUAUUUCACUCCUCUCUUUUGAGCAUUUGGCUGGGGGUUUUUUUAUAACCCAAAAGCUUUUUUGCUUCAUUGAUUUAUCUACCAGAAUGAGGAAUGUGUGUGAUUUUAAGUCUAGCUUGAAAAGUGUUAUUAACAAUUGCUUAUUUCUUAUGUUGGAUUGUUCAUCAGACCUGUCUCGGACAGAAAAUGCUGGUCUAGAAUAUUAGUCACCAGUACAUCACAAGAAAAAAAUUAUUGAUGUGGAAAAUUAAUUCAUCAAACCUGUCUCAGACAGAUAGGGCCGGUCUAGAAUAUUUUUUAUAUCACAAGAAAAACAAGUCUUGGUGGAAAAUAUUUCCUUCUUCAAAAUAAAAGAAACUUACUUCUGUUAUAGUUUAGUGAUUAUAUUUGCAUUGUGAGAGGUUUUGAACAGAGCUGCUAAACUACCAAGCAUAUACUGAUGGCAACUUAUUGUCAUGCCUCAUAGCUUUCAUGCUGGUUUAUGAUCCACAACAAAACAAUUGCAUAUACUGAUGGCAACUUAUUGGUCAUGCUUCAUAGCUUUCAUGCUGAUGGCAACUUAUUGUCAUACCUCAUAGCUUUCAUGCUGAUGGCAACUUAUUGUCAUGCCUCAUAGCUUUCAUGCUGAUGGCAACUUAUUGUCAUGCCUCAUAGCUUUCAUGCUGAUGGCAACUUAUUGUCAUGCCUCAUAGCUUUCAUGCUGAUGGCAACUUAUUGGUCAUGCCUCAUAGCUUUCAUGCUGAUGGCAACUUAUUGGUCAUGCCUCAUAGCUUUCAUGCUGAUGGCAACUUAUUGUCAUGCCUCAUAGCUUUCAUGCUGAUGGCAACUUAUUGUCAUGCCUCAUAGCUUUCAUGCUGAUGGCAACUUAUUGUCAUGCCUCAUAGCUUUCAUGCUGAUGGCAACUUAUUGUCAUGCCUCAUAGCUUUCAUGCUGAUGGCAACUUAUUGUCAUGCCUCAUAGCUUUCAUGCUGAUGGCAACUUAUUGUCAUGCCUCAUAGCUUUCAUGCUGAUGGCAACUUAUUGUCAUGCCUCAUAGCUUUCAUACUGGUUUAUGAUCCACAACAAAACAAUUGCAUAUACUGAUGGCAACUUAUUGUCAUGCCUCAUAGCUUUCAUGCUGGUUUAUGAUCCACAACAAAACAAUUUGCAGAGAUAAAAUUUUCUGGAGAAAUUUCCUUUUUAAUGUGCAAGUGCUUGACCAAUGUUUUGAGACUGGUCAUUUUAAAGGGCACUGUAAUGUAAAUCAGUCAUUAGCUUUUAAAAAAACAAAUUGUAGUGUUGAAGAUACAUUUAUUGCAUGAAUAUUAAAUUAUAAUUUUUCCUUUCUUAUAUGGAUCUUGAGAUGAUUCAGAUUUUUUUUAACACCUGCCCUCCUGUAAUCAUCAAAGUCUGAUAAACAAAAUAACCUGAUAACAUUUUAGUGACUUACAAGAUUUGUUUUUGAAUCAGGUUUUGUUUUCAUAGCCAUAGUGAAAAACAAAUAAAAUUUUUAUGCAUGAAAUAAAAUGACCUUUCAAAAAAAAAAAAAAAAAAAAAAAAAAAAAAAAAAACAAAGAAAAAAAAAAUAAAAAAAAAAAAAAAAAAAAAAAAAAUUAAAAAAAAAAAAAAAAAAAACUUUAAAAAAAAAAAAAAAAAAAAAAAAAAAAAAAAAAAAAGAACAUGGCAGAUAAGAUUUAUUUAAACUUCAAGAAAAUAAGAACGAAAUUAAAAACUGUUAAAUGAUGACGAAUUGAAAUGCUGAUUAAUGGAUGUAUAUUGUGAUUUAAAUUAUUUAUUUCUUUUCGUUUCCUUUCUUUGCUUUUUUUGCAUGUGGCCAUUAUUGCACUUCAAAUGGCUUGCAUAUCUUAAGCUUAAUAUAUUGCUGAUAUUUCUAUUUAUUCCAGUAUCUGACAAAAAUUAAUUCCAAGUAGCUGAAUAAUUUAGAUGUUUGAAGCUAAAAUAAGUAUUCCUAAAACUAAAUAUUCCUAACAAUUUAUAUGGAAGAUUUAAAAAAAAAAUUAAAUACAGUGCAAUAGCUAACCAGUUUCAUUAUGAUACUAUGUCAUUUAUCAAACUAACUUUAUUUUCAGUCUAUCAAAAUACAGCAAACUUUAUCUGAGCUUUAAAUUGACUGUAUUAAAUUUCCUUACCUCUUUUACACAGAAUUGAAAUAUAUAUAUAUAUGUAAAUAUUAAGAUAUUGGUAAUUUUGUCAUUAGUUUAAGUAAAAGAAAUUUAUCAUGUUCUGUUAAAGAAAAAGUAAUUUGUAAGGUUCUGUUAAUGUAAAAGAAAUUUAUCAUUUUCUGUUAAAGUAAAAGAAAUUUAGCAUGUUCUGAUAAAGUGAAAGAAAUUUCUGAUAAAGUAAAAGACAUUUAUAAUUUUCUGAUAAAGUAAACAAUUUGUCAUGUUCUUUUAAAGUAAAUUAAAUUUGUCAUGUUCUUUUAAAGUAAAUUUAAUUUGUCAUGUUCUUUCCCAUUUUCUGGGCUCUGUUUAAUCCCACAUUUUUGGCCAACAAUCAGAGUUAGUACGUGACAGUGGAGUCAACAGCAGCCAUACAAGUAGAGCCAACACACCAGAACAACCUACUCACAGCAGUAGCAGAACCAGUGUCCCCGAACAACGUGCUUCCCAGCAGACGCAGCAGAAAUCACACGCGGACCAACUUCUGGUAGUGCCUGUCAUAGCGGUCACCAACGCUGGAGAUGAGGUAAGGAGGCAAACCACCCAGCCCAUAUUUCAUCCUGAAUUACACCCAACUAGCUGUUGCUACAACUAGCUGUUGCUGCACCUUCUGUAAUCAUAUUGAAUUUUGCUACUCUUUAAUUCGGGCCAUUUUGAAAAUUGUAUGACUCUAGAAAUGAAAUGACGUUGGUAUUUUUUUCCCUAGCUGACACCUGUUGCAUGGAGAAGGAGAAGAACUGCCACCAAUAACAACAGCAAGGCACAUUAUGUUUUACCUUCAGCAUGUCUUGUAGUCUAAGUCCAUAAUAGCAGACCAGAUAGGGUCAGCAUGUCUUGUAGUAUAAGAAUCUGAUAGAUCUAAUAGACUUGCAGUUAAAAACCCAUAAGACAACAGGAACUUUUUACUUUAAUCAGCAUGCAAUACAAGAGAAAAAUCUAGAUUUAGAGGUUCUUUCUUGUGUCUGUCUGUCAUUUCCCCCCUCCUAACCCUCUUUCUCCCCCACAAUCCCUUUGGGUCCCCUCGUGACAUUAGAUUCAUCUUAAUGACAGCUAAGAACUGUGACAGCUAAUAACUUGACAGCUAAUAACUGUGGCAGCUAAUAACUGUGACAGCUAAUAACUGUGACAGCUAAUAAUUGUGACAGCUAAUAACUGUGACUGCUAAUAACUGUGACAGCUAAUAACUGUGACUGCUAAUAACUGUGACAGCUAAUAACUGUGACUGCUAAUAACUGUGACUGCUAAUAACUGUGACAGCUAAUAACUGUGACUGCUAAUAACUGUGACUGCUAAUAACUGUGACUGCUAAUAACUGUGACUGCUAAUAACUGUGACAGCUAAUAACUGUGACAGCUAAUAACUGUGACUGCCUAUAACUGUGACAGCUAAUAACUGUGACUGCUAAUAACUGUGACUGCUAAUAACUGUGACUGCUAAUAACUGUGACUGCUAAUAACUGUGACAGCUAAUAACUGUGACUGCUAAUAACUGUGACUGCUAAGAACUGUGACUGCUAAGAACUGUGACAGCUAAUAACUGUGACAGCUAAUAACUGUGACAUUGAAAAUUUCUUCAUUUGACUUUUUUUUCAAUUUUAUUCAAGUUCAAACAUUGAAAAGGGGGGGGGGGGGGUUAUUAUUUUUUUUUUUUAAAAAAUAAUAUUGAGCAGCUCACUCCAUUACACUAGACAAGAAUCAUGACUUAGUUCAGUUAUAGGUGGCUUUCAUCAAGUCAACAUGCAAUAUUGGAUGCAUAUAUAUUGUUUUAAUUAUUGGGGUUAGCACCUAAUGGAUCCAGGAUUUCCCCUUAUUCUCUAUGUAUUCUCUAAAGGCUCCACAGAGAUUUUCAAGAUAUAGCCGAAAUAAACCAGAGCACUACAUGCAAAGUGACCUUAAAAAAAAAAAAACAAGUAUUUUAAAAAAAAAAAAUUUUUUUACUGUCUCCUUGUUUUGUUUUAGCAGAAAGAAAGGGAAGAAGAAGAUGAUGAUUUGUAUGAAAUGUUUGACAACAAACGAGGAUCCAGGAUUUCCCCUUAUUCUCUAUUUAUUCUCUAAAGGCACCAAAGAGAUUUUCAAGAUAUAGCCGAAAUAAACCAGAGCACUACAUGCAAAGUGACCUUAAAAAAAAAAAAAACAUGUAUUUUAAAAAAAAAAAAUUUUUUUACUGUCUCCUUGUUUUGUCUUGGCAGAGAGAUAGGGAAGAAGAAGAUGAUGAUUUUGAUGAAAUGUUUGACAACAAACGGCCGCAGUUAUUAGGGAGUCGUAACAGCUUGGCUGUAAGUUCAUAAAAUGUGGCUGGCUGGAAACGGAUUCAUUUUUCACGGGCAUGAGAACCCCCUCACAUGGCUAACCUCUUUUGUUCAUACUUUUGUUUACUUAACAUUUGAUUUCAGCUCUAAUUCAAUUUUAACCGAUCCAUUUUUUUAAAAAAAGGGACGCUUUAUGUGUAUGCACAUUUAUAAAUACACUCAUCGUGUGCUUAUCAAUAUUAUUUCAGUUUCAGUUUUAUCAUCAUGCACACAUUUGUUUUAACAAGUUGCACACUAAUCAUUAUUUAAAAUGUUUUUUUUUUAAAUGCAUAUCUGUGUGUAAUAAAAUAUAUCAAGAUCAAUGCACUCAAAGAAUAGUUGAUAUUUACCAAGAGUCUUUAUCAUGCAGUUUUGUUGUGAGUGGGAAAAGGGAGGGGGGGGGUGUGCUACAGUUAAUUUAUAUGUGCUGCAGUUUCAGCCGCCUUUAAGAAAUAAAAAUAUUAAAUGAAAAAAUUAAUGCAAAAUGAAUAUAAUUAAUUUUUGAAACUCCAUAUUUUGAAUUAUGGAGUACAGUUAGAUUGUUGUAUACCAUUAUGAAGGAACAGACCAGUUAUCUCAAUCAGUGUCAAUCACCACUAGCUCAUAGUGAAUUUCAGCUUUAUAUUCUUUUAUGGCAUUGAAAAAAAUGUACUUUUUAAUAUAACUGGUUUCAGAAACUUUAUAUCAUUUAAUCUAUGUAUUGUCAUUGUCCUAAAUACUUAAGUCAAAGUCAUAUCUGCCAUGUACAGAAGCUAAGAAAUCAAUCUAAAGAUCUUAUUUGAUCUUAUUUGCUUCACUGUGCUUGUCUAAUUUUGGGUUCAGGAGUCUGUUUCAAACCAAUCAGAAUUCAGCAUUUAUAAAUGUAUGCUGUUUUUAAAAAAAAAAUCUACCCCAUAGGUUUUUUUUGUUUGUUUGAGAGGCAUUGCUAAGAAUAUCAGGCAUAUUAAAGGGUAAAAGAUGUUUAUGAAAAGACCAAUACUAAGAGGUAUUACUUUAGGGCAGUGGUUCCCAAAGCAGGGUGUAUGCCCCACAGUGGGGAAAAUUGAAGAUUUUUUUUUGGGGGGGGGGGGGACGACAUUUAGACUUUGGGGAAAUGUUUUUGCAUUUAAAAAGUGGGGCUGGAGCCAAAGUUAAAAAUGGGAGCAAUUUACCCUUUGCAGGUGCUUAUGUGGGGCAUAAAGGGUAAAAGAUAGUUAAGAAAAGACCAAUACUAAAAGGGUAUACUUUAGGGAAGGGGUUCCCAAAGGAGGGGGUUAGGCCCACCGGGGGGAAAAAUGAAGAUUUUUUUUUGGGGGGGGGGGGGACGACAUUUAGACUCUGGGGAAAUGUUUUUGCAUUUCAAAAGUGGGGCUGGAGCCAAAGUUAAACAUGGGAGCAAUUUAACCUUUGCAGGUGCUCAUGUGGGGCCUAAGGCAGAACAUUUUUGGAUACACUGCUUCAGUUGCAUAACUCGAUGACCCAAAGGAAUCUGACUGUGAGCACAUCAGCUCAUUUUAAAGAUCAACAUUUUACUGACCUGGUCUUAUUGUGACUAGGGGUAGAUCCAUACAUUUUGUUGUGCACAUCAUCAUCAAAAGUCAAUUUUAAGCUCAUUAAGAAAAACAAGAAAAGAUAUUGUUGUUUGAUGCUCUAUGCAAAAGUGAGUUGAAUACAAGUGCCGGAUUUAUUGCCAGGUAGUAAUAACAUGAUUUAAGCAUGAAUGUUGGUGCUGGCCUGGUUGUGGGGAUUCAUUUUAAAUGAUGAGAUGAACAUGAAUUUCCUAACCUAUUCACAUACAUUUAUAUCAUUAGAUGCUUUCCUUUCAAAUACAAUUAUCAUCAUUAGAUGCUUCCCUUUGCUUACUAACAAUUUAUUGCUUUUAAUAAGACCAGUCUUGUGUCACUUAAUUCAUAUGGCUUAUUUUUAAGGGAGGCUAACGUAUUACUUAGAAUACAAAACCUAUUAGGUAUUUGAUAAAGUUAUAAAUCAAAUAAGAUUAUUCAAUUGUCCAAUCCCCCCAGCUCCUCAAUUGGUCAAUACCCAAUACCUUCUAACUGUUCUGGUGUUGCCAAGAUUUAUUGGAUUAAAUUCCGUGUCAGUCUCUUUUCAUUCAUCUACUGAAUGAUUGUGCCUGUUUGUUAACACAACAAGCAUCCUGUACACUCAGCUCAAUUUAAAACAAUUGCUUCACUAUAUCCAUCAAAUGAAUCAAUUUAUUUCAUGAAGAAUUAAAUUUAACUUAUUGAAAUAAUUUUUACCUAUUUUUUGUCUUUCUGAGAGUACAUUGUAAUAUAUAUAAAAAAUUCCAUUUAUCUGGAUCAAUAAAAGAAUGUUACCUUAUCUUAUAUUAAAUUUAAAUGGCAAAGAAUAAACUUUUCUUUAGCAGCGGUAGGACCUAAGUCAAACGAACAAUUUAAAAUUAUUUGUAUCUUGGUCAUUGCCACUAUCCAGAAUAAUACAUUUAAAAAUUACACCUACUGGUAGAAUCCAUGAAACAAAAUAGUUCACCCAUCAGAUAACCUGACUUAAAUGCCAUGAUUAUUAUUAUAUAUCUGUGACAACAAAAGGACAGCCGAGAGAGCAUUUACAGUGUAUACAGUGAUGCAGGGGAGGUAAAUUAUGGUAGGAUCCCCGUCACAGGGGACAUCAUGUUCAACCUGAGCUACAAUGCCAAGGCCUCUCAGCUGGAAGUGCACAUCAAACAGUGUCGGGAUCUCGGACCGGUGGACACCAAACACAACAAAUCAGACCCGUAAGUAGUCAACGCGAGUUCUUUUAGGCUCUUUGUAAUCAGGAUGAAAUUGAAAUUAUUUUUAAAAAAAUAUGAAAUGAGAGUUCUUGUUAAGAGAGGUGAUUUUAAGAGAGAGGAUGUUAAGAGAGAGGAUGUUAAGAGAGGGGAUGUUAGAAUUGUUAAAGGAUUUCAUUUCUCAGCUGUUUUUUUUUUUAAAAACUGUAUUUUUAUUUUCCAGAUAUGUCAAGACGUAUCUCCUUCCUGACAAAACUCGAAGCAGCAAGAGAAAGACAAAGAUAAAAAAGCACACGCUUAAUCCCACAUUUGAUGAGACCUUAAAGGUGAGACUAGGCCAUGUUUCUAAGCACAGCCUGGUUUAGGUCAAUACUGCUUUACUGACCUUUAGAAGUAUUUCUAAAAGAAUUUGACAUUUAGACAACAGGUAGGGUUAAGUGUUGUUAAUUUUUUACGGGUGAGAUGUUGUUCUACUGAGAAAUUCUUGAGCUUGUUUUUUGCUCUGCUUUCCCCAGUAUUCAAUCAGUAAAGCAGAGCUCGAGUCUCGCACGUUGUGGGUCACAGUCUGGCACAAUGAUCGAUUCGGUCGAAACGACUUUCUGGGGGAGGUUACCAUACCUUUAGACUAUUAUAGAUUUGAUGAGAACGAACCAAGAUGGUACCCAUUGCAAGAAAGGGUGAGUAAGAUUCUCUCCACCAUCUCUCCAGCCUACCUAAGUGGAGUGAAAAAGAUACACAAAUACCAAAAUAUCAUGGGCUUUUUUUUUUUUUUUUUUAAUCUAUGCAGAUUUAAAAUAAAAGAUAACAUUGGACUGCUAGAAACCAUUGGGAGUGAAACAAUGUGAUCUAGAAUGGUACCCAUUGCAAGAAAGGGUGAGUAAGAUUCUCUCCACCAUCUCUCCAGCCUACCUAAGUGGAGUGAAAAAGAUACACAAAUACCAAAAUAUCAUGGGCUUUUUUUUUUUUUUUUUGUAAUCUAUGCAGAUGUAAAAUACAAGAUAACAUUGGACUGCUAGAAACCAUUGGGAGUGAAACAAUGUGAUCUAGUUGAUAAUAUGACUGUUUAUUUAAGUGAGAAGAUCAUUUUGGUCAGGAUGCUCCUAUGAUUGUUGUUGACUAGGUUGAACUUGUUUAUAAUAUAAAUGUUUAUUUAUAUGAGCAGGCCGUUGGUCAAGAUGCCCCUGUGAUGCUACACAAGGGUAAACUUGUUUAUUUUCAAUGAGCAGGCUGUCGGUCAAGAUGCUCCUAUGAUGGUGUACAAGGGUGACCUCUUCGUCUCGCUCAAGUAUGUUCCAGCAGACAUGGUAGAGAAUGCUCCCAAGAAGAAGUCUGGAUCAUUUCGCAAGAAGAGCAAGGAGAAGGAGAAGCCGCAGACAGGGCUGGGAGAGGUUCAUGUCUUGGUUAGAGAGGCUCAGAAUCUCACGGCCAUGAGGGCAGCUGCUGGCUCGAAUCCUUUCUGUAAAGGGUAAAUGGAUUACAUUACUUGGUGUUUAGAUCUCUUUAGACAGUCUACCGAUGUCCUGACUGGACUCCAAUUAACAAAUCAGUGACACAAUUAACUUGGUGACAUGUAAAAACUUAUUAACAUAAUUAAAUACAGUGAACUUAUUAGUAUUAUUCAACCACUUUAUGUUAUCAUUUAAUUACUUAUUGACGCGUAUUCUUUUCUUUAACUCUAUUCAUUUCUCUGAUAUAAAAAACCCAACUUUUCGAACCCUGUAUCUUUUUUAAUUUUAUUUUUUGCCAUUUUUUAAAUAUUUUUUUAAAUUUUUUUUUUUUUUUGUAAAUCGUAAAAUUGGUAGAAAUUUGUUGUUUUUUGUUAAAAAGGUUAGAAGAAGAUUUGAAUCAUUUUGUUUGGUGGGUUUGAUGUAUUUUUUUUAAUUUUAUUUUUUGUCAUUUUUUAAAUAUUUUUUUAAAUUUUUUUUUUUUUUUUGUAAAUCGUAAAAUUGGUAGAAAUUUGUUGUUUUUUGUUAAAAAGGUUAGAAGAAGAUUUGAAUCAUUUUGUUUGGUGGGUUUGAAGAAACCUUUGAUAGAGCCGGGUAAAAGAUGCCACAUUAGACACAUUUUCUUUAGUCGUAAGUCGAUGUGGCAGUGCAAUAUCUAUAAAAAUGAAUGCUCUACGAAAAUAUCAAUCGAUUUCUAUUCAAAUCGUCCGAUGAUUGAGAACCAGAAUCAAGUGAUUCUGAUUCAGAUUUGGAUGAGAAUCAUCCUUUGCAGCGCAUUGAAGUAGUGAAUACUAGAAGGUCAGUUUAUAAGUAUUUCAACAUUUGAUGUUUUUCUGAGUUUUAUUAUAAUUUUUAUAAGUGUACGGGUUUUAAUUUUGUUUUUAAGCAUAUUGAAAUAUUUGUUUGCCAUUUUAAAGGGAAAUUACUUAAAUUUCAUCAUUUUGUAAUGUGCAAAUAUUUUAUUACAUUAGAUAAUUUGUUCAGUCUUAUUCUUAGCGACUGUGGCCAAGGGCUGUAAACAACGCAGUGGGAGCUGCUUAUGAGCAUAUAUUUCAUUCUAACGAAAAUGAAAUUUGACUUUUGUGUGUGUUGUGAAAAAUAAAUUCAAUGAUUGGUAUAUUUUGAAAGUCAUGAUGGUUGUAACACAACAUUUGAAACUAUAAUAUCUGUAAUUGCAAGUUAAGUAGGCCCUAUAUACUUUGUAUUCAUUUCAUCCCUAAAAUUAGCAUAUAUAAUAUUUCUUGUUCUUUUAUAUUUGCAGUGAAACUCAUAUGAUGACCAACCAGUUUCCAUUGUUAAGUUUUUUUCCCGCCAGGCUUACAUCUUAGGGAAAUGGAAACAAGGCAAAAAUGGAUACAGUCUUUACCCUCAAAGUUUUUUCAAGUUUCAAUCCAAAUACAAUGUAUUCAAUGUGAUGAUUAACAUAUGUCAAAUGCAACAACAUCUAUGCUUCUUCCGUGGAACCUUCUAAACCAUCAUCAACAGUAGAUAGAUGUUACAGCAGAUGAAUUGUACACCUUUCUAGGACUUCUAAUGUACAUAGAAGCUGGACUGGUCCCCAGUGUUAAAAAAAUACUUGUCAACAUUGAGACAGUACCAUGUAUCUUUAUGCCACAAAUCAAUUUUAUUCAAAUUAUGACAUUCUUCAAAGUUACUUGUAUUGAAACAGAAAAUGAGGAGGACAGACUGUUCAAAAAGAAGUUCUUAUCUAACUUUAUCAGAAUUUUUUUAUAAAAAUGAAAGCGAGAUGAUCUGUGGUAAAUAUGAGACAAAUAAAUUUUAACUGCUCAGUUGAGAGGAUGCUGAGCAAGAGGGCAGAUACCCAUUGCACAAGAAGGCACAGCCCAGCCCCAGCCUGACCAGCCCAUCACUGAACCGGGAGGCAAAGCCUGGCUCGAUGACUGGGCAGCAGGUUACACUGAGCAUGAGCUCUACCACAACAUGCUGCGGAUCCAAUAAGAGUGACCCCUGGAGAAAACUGGCACAUGUGGAACAAAGCCUCAUUGCACAGAUGCAAACAGAACACUACCUGACACAUAGCUACCUACUUAGUCUCAUGCAGAGAUCCUUACUGCGAAUCUGUAACCUGGCCACUGAAAUGGUGGAACACAUAAUGGCUUAGUGCCCUGAUACUGGCAGGGGUUUCGACAGGUCAAACCCUGAAAUUAAUAGUUUCAUUUCUGGCUUGAUGAGGCUUGCCUGUGAUGGGCUAGCCAAAGUUAUAAGAGUUUAGGUUCAGUCUUACAAGGGAAUGAAUCAUAUUAAGUUGCUGGGUGGCCGAGCGGUAUAAACUGUCUUAAACCAAAUAGCUGGUGGUCUAGAGUUCAAUCGCCACCAAGCCAAUAUCCCAAGCACCCCGGGUGGAUGGGACUCGCUAGCCUUGGACGGCUACCAAUCUAAGAGAAGGCAAACUCUGAAUUUAAACCAGGAGCCAGAAUGAUCAACUAAUUGAUCUUGGGCUCCUCAAAUAUAAGAAUUAAGAAGAAUUUGAGAGAUGAUAAAGUAUCCCUUAUUUCAAAUUAUAUGAUUAGCAAAUGGAUUUUCUUUAGUGAACAGGAGAACCACAACCUAUGGUGUCUUUACACCUAUUAUCUAUUUCAGGAGGGAAAAAAGGAAAAUCCUGAUAUAACUAAACUAAAUUGACCUAAUUUUUAACUUCACAUUUAUUUCACAGAGGAACCUAUUUGAGGCAUUAGCCGGAUUAUUACAAAAAAUACAAAUAAUGAUGCUCCAAGUGCCUCAUAAUUAAAUAUCACAAAAUACAAUAGAAUACACAAUACAUGGUUUCUGAUUGCAAAGAUUUGAAAAGAAAUUGUUAGGUGUGAUAUAAACUAAGAAUGCACAAGAAAAUCCACAUUGAAAAGUAGCCCAUGACACUUACACAAGAAACUGGAUAAUUGAGUAACUUUUAAGUUUGAAUUGUCUUCUGGUAUGUUUUCUUCUGUGUAAAUACUUUCAAACAGGUAAAAUCAUAAUAACCUGUAAUUCUUGUGAAUACUUUGUGGUGGCGUGGAGAUUUGUUAUACUAUAUCUUUAUUAUUAUUUCCUCUUUUUGACACAUUUUACACAAUCUCUCAUAUUAUGGUCAAAUGCUCAUAAAACAUUCUAUUUGUUCAUAUGACUUACACAAAUGAAUAUUGUUUUUGAAUAAACAGGUUUUUAUGCUAAAAAUCCAGGUAGUUUAUUAUUUUUUCUUCUUUGCAUCUAAUCAACAAAACUUGAACUUAUAUGUUUUGAAGCAAUAAUUGAUAGGAGCUGCAUGCAUUUCCACACAAAUUAAUGUAUAACAUCAUGAAUACUAGACAUGGAUUCUAUAAGUUAUUGACUCUUGUGGGGGUCACUAGAAGUCUCAAGAAAAUUUUUUUAGAAAAAUUCAAAUACUGCAAAGAGUUGAAGUAUUUUCUGCGCCCAUCAUUUAGUUAUGACAAUCAAAGCAACAAAGUUAACUGAAAAUGUAAAAAUCAUUAUAUUUAUUAAUGACAGUACCCCAUUUGACACUAAAUCUCAUACCUUUGAUGCAUAUUGAUGUCAAGCCUGUUUCUGAAACUCAUAUACCUCCUACUGGAUGUGUCACAUAAUGAAAUGUUUCUGUUUCAGCCACCUCCUACCGGAUGUGUCACAUAAUGAAAUGUUUCUGUUUCAGCCACCUCCUACCGGAUGUGACACAUAAUGAAAUGUUUCUGUUUCAGCCACCUCCUACCAGAUGUGUCACAUAAUGAGAUGUUUCUGUUUCAGCUACCUCCUACCGGAUGUGUCUCAUACAAGCAAACAGAAGACCCCAGUCAUCAAGAAGACCACCAACCCCCAGUGGCAACACAUUUUGACGUUUGAAGGCGUCGACCAGUCCCAGCUCCACCAGCAUGGCCUGGAGCUGACCAUCUGGGACCACGAGAAGCUGUCCAGCAAUGAUUUCCUGGGAGGUGUUCGGCUUAACUUGGGGCAAGGUACGGGCCAGCAGCGUAAUUUAUCUAGCAGACUGCCGUGACAGCAUGCUAAUCAUUUUUUUUGAAAAGUUAACUUAGUUUUAGAAUACCAUCAUGAAUUACACCAUCAUGAAUUACACAAAGUCCAGAUCAAAAUAUACAGGCAUAGUGUUUAUAUAUUUUCACUGAUGAACUUUUGGGUACUAGUCAGUUCAAUUUUUGGUAUUCACAAUCUCUUGUGAAAUUGAUUUUUGAGCAACAAUUACAUCUUAAAAAAAACAAAACCAAUAAUGUUUAGUAAGGCAAACCAAUGGGCAUUUGGAUGAAUGUAAAAAAUGUAAAUUAUAUAAACUGAUGAUGUAAAGAAGGACUCGCAUCAUUUGGGGCCUGUGUAUGGAGGCAGAAAGCCAUGGAUCGGUCCGAAUGGAAGGAAAUGGUGGAGCAGGCUAGGGCCCUACAUGGCCAGUAGCGCCACUGAUGACGAUGAUGAUGAAGUUAUAAAAAAAAAAAAACAACUGCAAGAAGUAAAAGUUCUUUACGUUAAUAUUUAAAGCUUGCAUAUCUUCAGCGAUCGUAACCUUUUGCUGGUUAAUAAGUAUUUUAACUAAUCGCUUUCCCAAAGCUUAGACAGAAAAAAAAGUGUGCUUCUGUUCAUUUAUUACACGUCUGUCUCUGUAAUGGACAUCAUUGAAACAUUUAUUGAUGGAUUUAGUCAUACAUACUUGGUCUUAGAUGUUGUCUCUCAUUCCCCACCACAGGAACACAUCAAGGCAAGCCAGUAGAUUGGAUGGAUGCCAGAGGCGAAGAGGUCGAAGCCUGGCAGAGCAUGAUGGAGCAUCCGAACGAGUGGGUCGAUGCCCAGCUGCCGCUGCGCGCCUCCAUGGGAAAGCAGAAUGUCAAGAAAUAGUCCAGCUAUGGGACACUCUUCCGGAAAGGAGUCCAGCCGAGUGUAGGCAAAGGAAAUGUUUAUGCCGGGAAAGAAGAUUUGGGUCAGUGUUCAGAUUGUGUCAGUCCAAACUUGAAGGCUGAGAUGAAGAAGUGUCCUGGUCAUUUAGAGCCUGAGGAGGCAAUGUUAAGUCAGGCUGGAGGGUCAUCUCAGCCCAGGCACGUGGGCACUUCUGACAGUACUCAGUGUACUUCUGAAAGUACUCAGUGCACCAGCUCUGUAGUAGCUAGAGAAGGGAUUGAUGAGAAACAGGCUUUGAUGAUGACUAGCUCAGUACAUAGUCCUGUACAUAGCUUAAUACAGAGCACAGUAAAUAGCAUAGUAAAAAGUCCAGUCCAUAGUAUAGAACGUAGCACAGUACAUAGCUCAGUAUAUAGCUCAAAAAUAGUUGCUAGUUUGUCCCAAGCCAAACAAUUCAUUGGUAGCCCCGAAGAGCAUUUACUUAGCUCAGAACUAGCUGCUACUUCAUCCCAGGCCGAACAAUUCACUGAUAGCCUUUAUGAUCAUUUACAUAGCUCGGAACCAGCUGCCACUUCAUCCCAGGCCAAACAAUUCACCGAUAGCCUUGAUGAUCAUUUACAUAGCUCGGAACUAGCUGCCACUUCAUCCCAGGCCAAACAAUUCACCGAAAGCCUUGAUGAUUAUUUACAUAGCUCGGAACUAACUGCUACUUCUUCCCAGGCCAAACAAUUCACUGAUAGCCUUGAAGAGAAUGAAGUCUCUGGUGAGCACUUGUUCUCUAAGAGAAUGGUCAACAUCGAUCAUCAUGUGUGCAGGCAAGUCAUGUGGAAUAAAAAGAGAAAUAUAUGUAAUACUCCGAUUCCAGAAAGUUCCACCGAUGUCGAGGAUACUGAGCAUUCUCAACUCAGCUACUACGAGUCCGCUCAAGAAAGCUGUUCAACAAAGGCAGAAGUUAAAAGCGUGGAAAGUAAACCCAGAACUCAAGAUCCGUCAAAAGCCAAUAACACGAUGCCCCCCCCACGCUCUUUAAAAUUAGAGCCAUCGUCCAUCAGUCGUUCACCACAAGCACCCUCGCCCGAGAAUGGGUUUGCUGGUUGUAAUAUUCAGAGGUCAUGGUCUUUUCACCAUCAAUCAACUGAGCAUGUUCAUAUCAACGUGGGAACACCUGAUACUAACCGGCUACAACCUUCUGCUGCUCAAGCUGUGGCGGACGCACAACAAACCCUCCCACAUCAACGGCUCCCAAACCCGCCCGGUGCACCAUUCCACAGUGCCCCGGCGUUCACGUGCCCAGCACAUGCUCACAGGCGGUACUGUGGCCUCAGUCCACUUGGUUCCAUUUCAGAACACAGUUACCAGUCUUCUCAAAGUUUAAAACUCAUCAGCUCUACCGGAGAUCGUUAUUUGCCAGACAGUAUCACAACUAAACAACAAACUUUGAUGUCGUCAGAUACAUAUGGCCAGUCGGGUCUCACCGGUGAAACACUCGCACAGACUCUCAAUAGUCCAAUAGUUAAACCUGAUCCACAUUCUCCUACCCAUGGGUUUCAUCAUGCCACAGGUCCCAAAAGUGUCUACAAGCCUAGAGAUGGGCAAGUCAUUUCAUCACCAUCAACAUCAGAUAAGUCAGCUGUGACAACACUCCCGCACGGUCUCAGUGUUCCAACAUAUCGUCUACACACUCCUACCGACAGGCCCUGUAACCUCACGGGUCAUGUCAGUGCACACCUCAUUUCAUCAGCACCAGAUAAUUCAGCUGUGCAAUCUGACUGUGCCAGUCAUGACUUUGAAUUAAAUAGAAAUUUGACUGAAGUUCAAGGUGCAUCCCUACAACAUUCUGAUAUGGCAGAUUUACCUUUAUCAAAUGUGGAGAAUAUGCUUCAGGAAAAGUUACAUAUAAAUGAUUCUGAAUCUGACAGAAACACCUUUUCCAGUCUUCUUAGGACAGCACCACUGCCGCCACCACCUCCUCCACCGCCACCCCCUCCACCACCACCCCCUCCUCCACCACCUCCACCCCAUACUCACAUAACUGCGAACAACUCAAAAGUGAAAAUUAGAUUCACUGGGAGGAAUCUCAUUGGGACUUCCCUUGCAACCAAUACUGUUAAGGCUCAAGAGGAAAGUGUCAUAACUCUGCCCUUUCUUCGGCAUGUUGAUAAACCUGAGACUGUCAUACUUCGGCCACCUGAAGUCACCAUCUCUCAGCCACCUCAGCUACAUCAACCUCUAGCACAAGUGCUAAAAAACGAUGCAGCUCCAGUUCAUCAUCUCAGUCAUGGUCCUCAAACCACUGGAAACACAGACUUCGAUGACGCCACCCCUUUCCAGAGACAUAAAUCUUUAUUUAAAAGUUCCCUCCAAAAAGUUGAGCAACUGAGAAACCCUCCACCAAGAGGAGCGCAACAAGCUGCAGACCCACCUUCCCCAGAACAUGCCAGGGUCAAGUCUAAAGUGGCAGCCCUUCAAGGUCUACUUGAACAAACGGCUCUGAACAUUAUUGAACGUCAGAGAUACAAUCAGUGUCCAGUGGAUCAGAUAAGCCCUGCACAAGAACCUACGAGGCCAUCAGUCCACUCCAUCAGAAGGUCUCCUCCAGCAAGUCAUUCAAGAACUGUGACCAAUGUUGAGGGCAUCCAAGUUAAACUUCUUAAUUCUACAGCCAUUGCCAGAUUGGACGGGGCUGAACCUUCACCAGGUCCCAGCCACAGCCAGCUGGCCAGGGAGAAGUCUAUUGAAGAGACUCCUACUUAUCAGGCCGCAAGGCUUAUCUUACAAGCACAUCUGAAGCAAAGGAACAAUGAGACUGGUCCCAGACAGCCACUGAAAGAUCAAUCUAAGUUCCAGUCUGAGAUAACAGAGAUGAUGAAGCAAGAGCUGAGGCAAGAGAUGAGGCAGCUUGUCCAGAAAUCUGAGACACCCUGCAUGCAGGAGGGGCUAUGUCAUCACCCCCACAGCCAUCAAGGUGGUGCAGUGAAUUAUAUGCCAUGUCACAGUAGUAAUUUACAAUCUCAAUCUCAUACACAGUGUCAGAAAUCAAAAUCAAAGCAAGUGAAUGUUGCACAUAGUACACAUGAAAAUCCCAUGCCUUUGAAGUUUGCUAAUGCUGUGUCUAACUCAGACUUGAUAAAAAAGACACCUAGAGCAGACAAACUGGCCCCACUGAAUUCAAAUAUACUACAAGCCCAAACGUCUCAUCCAGGUGAUAGAGAUGAAAUCAAACCCGGUGCACCUGCAUCAAACCCAAGGAAGCAAGGAGCAGAGACGUCUUGGUUUUCUUUCUUGGAAACUUUUCUUCCUUACUUUGAAACAAUUGAGGAAUGCCUCGAUCAUGUUGCGGGGGAAAUCGGUAAAAUUUUAGUUGCAGAGAUAGUGGAGCUAACACAUGAGGAAAAAAGACAUGGCAAUGGUGCAUCAUCUGUUGAGGAGCUGUCACCAGCCAUAUCAAACAGGGAGCUAAAACUUUCACCAGCAAGAUCUCACAGGGAGCUAAAACUUUCACCAGCAAGAUCUCACAGGGAGCUAAAACCUUCACCAGCAAGAUCUCACAGGGAGCUAAAACUUUCACCAGCAAGAUCUCACAAGGAGCUAAGGACAGAAAAUCCUGGAGGAGGAAAUGGAUCAGUGGAGCAAACAAAGAAUCCCUUACAAUCACUGACAAUGGGACAAGCGCAAUCAGAAAGCCCACAGAGUUAUUCAAGAAGAGAUUUGGUGAUGAUGGACAGAGAUUCUGCAGCAAACCCUACUGUCUUUUACAGCUGUCAUUUGCCUUCCCACCAUCAGAACCACUUGCAGUGCCACAACGACGAGGACACAAGCAGAGAGGCAUCAGAGCUUGCCUUUGAGAAUGGUUUAGUCCAUAACUUGGACAGCAGCAAUGCCAGGAGCAGCGUAUCAACCACUCUGGGUAGACAUAUUUCUCACAGGCCUAGAAGCUUACUUUUGAAGAACCCAUCCAGACACAGCAACCACAGUGAACACGAUUCUUUGGCACACAACUCUCACAGGAAAGCAAGCCUGACUGUGCACUCGGGCUCCAACCAGAGCAAGAGCUGCAGGAAGUGUCGAGCUGAAGCCAGACUGAAAGCUCUAGGUUCUCACAGCCAGGAUCAUGUCGCCCGCCCGCUUUACCCCAAAUUGAAGACCAACUCGUUCCACUUCCUGCAAGCCCCGGGAGAAAGUAAUGUACAGCAGCAGGGAAGUGGCCAAAGUAUAUCUGAAAAUACUUUGUCAGGGAAGCUGUCAUCUUGUUAUGAGAUGGAGGAUGAGAGUGUCUCCACAGAGGACUGCUUUAGUGAGCCAGCUUGUGCCAGUGAGGCACCGCAUGCUGGAACCUGUAGCAAGCCAUCCAAGAAAACAAAACUAAAAAAAGCUCUGAAGACCAUGCACAGGAGCCUAUCUGACAUGAAAGAAAAGAAAAGAUUGCAGCCUCCUCUUGUCACGGCUGCUAUGGCAUCAAGCCAAAAGGAAGACACAGAUUUCCUUGUGGAGAAAAGUCUCAGAGACCACUCUAUAUCUCAGUACCAAAGCAUAAGGCAGCCUUCCGCUAAGGAUGAUCAGCCAAGCAUCAGUUGCUCCGAGUUCAAAACUGUCAACUCUUACACUAGUGACCAGCCAACCAUCUUCCUUGAUACAGUACCUUCAAGACAAUCAUCUGAUGUUCAGAAAAUCCCAACAAAUCUAUUAACUGAUGUUCAGAAAAUCCCAACAAAUCUAUUAACUGAUGUUCAGAAAAUCCCAACAAAUCUAUCAACUGAUGUUAAAAAAAUCCCAACAAAUCUAUCAACUGAUGUUCAGAAAAGUCCAACUUUGCCUGAGGCAAAAGAUGUCGAAUCUGGUUUAUCAGGACAGCUGAGAACAAUCAAUAGCCUGACCCAUUCGCCUCGAAGACCUGCACCAACAUUGUCAGAGUCAAUACGCAAGAGACAAAUCACAAUUCUCAACCUUGUGGAAUCGAUGUCUGGAGUAAAUCAGUCAAACAGGGAAAUGUCAAAGCAACAGGAAAUGUCACAGCCUUGCACUUCUCCAAUACCACCCAGCACUUCUCCAUUACACCCCGGCACUUCUCCAUCACAGCCUGGCACUUCUCCAUCACAGCCCGGCACUUCUCCAUCACAGCCCAGCACAUCUCCAUCACAGCCCAGCACUUUGAGAAAAGCAAAACUUAUUCCACUGAGACCUGCACCAAAGCCACCUGUGUCUAAUACAGAUCAAGCGUCAUCAAAGAGAGCAGCAUAGAGUUGUACUUUCGCAUUUACUGACUCCAUCAAAGUAGAUCUCCAUCGAAGCCUGUCAAAUAAAUGUUAGACAAAAAUAGGUGGACUUCAAAGCCUUUAACAUAGAUUUUCCUUACAAAACCCCAGAAAAUAAAUUUUAUUGACAAAGUGUCUCCGUCAAAGCCUGUUUCUUAAAUUGAGUAAGUUCCUGGUAUUUUUCUUUGAAUGUCUUCACGUUUGCAGAGUUUUAAAUAGCUAACUGUUUUGUUAUAGAGCUGAUGAUUAAUGUACCUGUCUAUUUACUGUUAUCCUGACAAAAAUAAGUCUCCAUUAAAGCCUGUAAAGAACAAGCUACUGACCAAAUUAGAUUUCCACCACAGCCUAAAAAAUAAAUGUUACUGAGAAAAUGUCUCCAUCAAAGCCUGUUUCUUAAGUUGAGUAAGUUCCUGGGGCAGACCAAUGAUAUUUAUCCAAACCUGUUUACCCUCAAACUCUUAAAAUCGUACAAAAUCAUCACAAAAUCUUUUAAUACAUUAUCUUAGUAGUAAAAAAAAAACAUGAAGUAUAUAUAAUGUAUACGCCUGAAAAUCGUACAUAGCGCCAAAAUCGUAAGAGUAAACAGGUCUGUUUAUCUUUCAUGACGUCUUCAUGGCUGCAUAGCUUUAAAUAGCUGUUUUGUUAUGGAGCCAAUGUAGAUUAAUAUACUUGUCCAUUGACUUUUAUCCUGAUUGACUGAAUGCAUAUUUUUAAUUUUAUUUACCGGUUGGUCAAAAUCAAUGAUAAGCCAAAGUUUUCUGCAAGUUUAAAUUCACAGCAGCUGUGACAACCAUUGCAUACCGUUAAAUUACCGUCCUGUGACUGAAAAUAUCAUGUAGAUGAGUUAGGAUUUGGUGGGGUUUGUAAAGUUGGAUUGAUGUAUCAAUUCAAUGCUCCAGUCAUAGCUCUAAUAAAGCUAUGAAUUAAUGUUAAGUCAUGUCCAUCCAUUUAGUUUCACAGAAACUCAAGUCUACUUAUAAAUUCUUCAGUAAUGCUUAACAGAGGCGUAGCUAGAGUGUUUAGUGCCCGGGGAAAAGAUUCAUUUUAAAGCAACUCCCUUCCUUUUUUCAAAUCUCAAAUCCAUUAUUUUCAAAAUAAAAUAAUAUCAAAGCACAUUUUGGCACCUCUAACUAGUCUCACGCCCAGGGACAUCUGUCCCCCCCCCCCCACCCCAGCUACGCAUCUGAUGCUCAAUAAUGUUAACCUAACGCCCAAGCUACACAAAUGGUAAAUAAUUUCAUAAUAGCCAACAGAUUUAUAAAUAGAUAAUAUUAUCAUACAGAUCAAGAUCCCAAUUCAUGGAUGAACUCAUUAAAAAUCUAACUAUUUGUAUCGGACUUUUGUUUUUAAAAAAACAAUAUUACUGAUGGAUCAAAUGGGUCAGCAAAAAAAAAAAAAUUAUAUGCCACUUAUUGCAACUCAGUUACUUUUACACUAAAAAAAAAUAUUUUUGACAAAGAUUGGGGGAAAAAAAUUAGUGUUCCAUUUCUACAUGUUUUGAAUUUCAAGUGGUGUAAAGUUCAUUUUGUUUGUGACUUUUCUUAAAACAUGAAUCUGGACAAACAGGGUGAAAUGAAAGUGUAAAAAUGAACAGUGCAGCAAAUAUUUAUUUGAUUGAAAUGUCUUGCGUCUGCUCAAUCACAUAAAAAAACGUUAUAAACCUAGAACUCAGCUAUGCUUAGUUUUUUUUGGUACUAAAAUGUUAAUUAUUUUAACUUAAACCUUUUGACCAGUGAGCUACAUGCAUUUGAAUAACAAUGAUUUUCUCAACGUUGUUUUCUUUGGAGCUUAAUGGUGGCAUUUUUAUAUUUUAUGAUUAAGUAGCAUUCACACCGGAGUCAGCUACAGAAGCCUCCAAAAAAAGCUCCAACGAAAACAAGAUCUUGCAGAUCAUUGAUAUAAAUAUCUGAUUGAUAAGUUUAAACGAAACUGUCAGUAAGACUUGGAGAUCAUUUCUGAGGCUUUCAAGUUUGAAUGCCACUGUUCUAAUCUAUGCAUUCAUGAUGUGGCCUUAGUAUAGAAUCACACAGUCCAAUUUUGUAUUGAUACAACUAUUGCUGACUCAUGUUUUUAAAUAUAUUUAUUUCAUAUGUUUACAAUUAUCCUUUCUUCUAUUGAGAAAUAUGUCCGGACAAAAGCCGACAUUAACUUAAAAUAUUUAUAUUUAAUAUAUUUACAUUCCCAAUUGUGAGAGUGAAAAAACUACUGGUAAAUGCUCCUUCAGCAAAAGAAAGUAAUUCAAUUUUGUGCCUACAUGUUUCAUCUUGAAAAAUCUAUUUUGAGAAUAUACAUUAUUUUUUUUAAAGUUAAAUUCUUUGGCUGUGACAUAAACAUGUUGUAUUGUGCUCCUUCUGUCUUUUUUACUCUUACUUUUUAAAAAUUUUAGGCUUCAUGGUAAAGCGUGAUAAAUUUUGUUUCUCAAAAAAAAAAAAAAGGAUUUUAAUUUUUGAAAAGUAAAUUAAUUUUUUUAUUGUGUCUUGAAUAAUUUACAUUUCUUUAGCAUAAUAAAUUUUAUUUCAUAAAAAUUUUAUCAACUCUGUUGUUGCUGUAAAUAUAGAUAACAAUAUUUGUUUGAUGACUGAGUCAAUCCGACUUUUAAAUAUUUGACAAAAAGGUCUUCUCAAGACCUAUACUUCAUCUUUUGAUUGAUACCUGGUAGCAGAAUUCAUUUGGAUUGUUGGAAAUUCUUUCUUCAUAAAUGAAGCUAGAUAUACUUACCAAACGUGCCCAAGGAACAAACUUGUUUGGCUAAUAUGCUUUGUCUGAAUAUAUCUACAUAAUCAAAUUCCCAUUUGUUGACUUGCAUUUUUUUUUAAUCAAAUGUCUUCCAUCAACUAAUUUGACAUUUUUCAUGUGAUGAUAUCAUCA
Messenger RNA from Lymnaea stagnalis (great pond snail), 67134 nucleotides. Lineage: Eukaryota; Metazoa; Mollusca; Gastropoda; Lymnaeidae. The record is from the annotation of a GenBank genome assembly.